UCCCAGCCUUGCCUCGGGUGUAGGGAUUGCAAGGAAAAGCAAAACUACACGGUUUAGAUCCUGUGUAGUUUUGUUUUUUGGGGACAUAUUGAGGCUCAACCGUUCUCACCUUGGAUAUUCUGGAAACAUACUGGAUAAGAGGAUUGUUGCUGAGGCACUAGCCUACUGGGCACAGUCCCAUCAGUUUUAGGCACCAUUGUGAAACAAGGUGCUUGUUACUAUGACAAUGCAGGCGCCAACGUUCACCCAGCCGCUUCAGAGCGUUGUGGCACUUGAGGGUAGUGCUGCAACGUUCGAAGCUCAAGUUAGUGGUAAUCCAGUUCCUGAGGUGAGCUGGUUUCGUGAUGGCCAGGUUCUUACUGCUGCUGCUCUGCCUGGCGCUCAGAUCUCGUUCAGCGAAGGCCGCGCUGUUCUGAGGAUCCCUGCCGUGACAGUUGCACACAGCGGAAGAUUUUCUGUGAGAGCCACUAAUGGCGCUGGACAAGCCACUAGCACCGCUGAACUCCUGGUUACAGCGGAAACUGCGCCACCAUCUUUCAUUCAAAGACUAGAGAACAUGACUGUCAGACAAGGAAGCCAAGUGAGACUGGAUGUUCGUGUUACGGGAAUCCCUACACCUGUGGUGAAGUUCUACAGAGAGGGAGCUGAGAUUCAGAGCUCCGCCGACUUUCAGAUUGUUCAGGAUGGAGACCUUUACAGUUUGCUGAUUGCUGAGGCCUUCCCUGAAGACUCUGGAACAUACUCUGUCAAUGCUUCUAACAGCAGCGGACGUGCUACCUCUACUGCAGAACUACUGGUUCAAGGCGAAGAGGUUGCAGUGCCUGCUAAGAAGACUAAGACAAUUGUUUCAACCUCAGAUAUUUCACAGACUCAUCAGAAAGUGGAGGCUCAUUUUGGGUCUUCUGCCAUGAUGGAAAUUCAGAUAGAGGGAGGAAUUGACUUUCAGCAUUUGGCCCACAAGGCCCCCCCCCGGAUACCUUCAAAACCAACUUCCAAGUCCCCAACACCCCUGGCAGUGGUGUCAAAAGUGGCAACUACUCGCCAGCAGUCACCCUCCCCCGUGAGACACGUCAAGGCUCCUACUGCAACACCCGUCAACAAAACAGUGAAAUCUCCACUACCAGGGAUCAAGCAGGGAAUACAGGCUGGAGAUGUCUUGCCUCCAUGGAAGCAGGAAGGCUAUGUUGCAGAAGCCGGCUAUACUACCAUGGUUACUGGAGCAACAUAUGAACAGUCCUCUUCCACACAUGUUCACAAGGAGCAGUGGGUGGGAUCUUUUCCAAUGCAACAGCAGGUCAAAGAGGUGGUUGAGGACGCAGUACUGCCUUCUGAUGCACAAGAGCAGGUGAUGCCACCAACAGUUGUGGCUGGCUUGAAGAACAUGACUGUUACUGAGGGAGAGUCAGUGACUCUGGAAUGCCAGAUCUCUGGCCAUCCCACACCAGGCAUUAUGUGGUUCAGGGAGGACUACCGGAUUGAGAGCUCCAUUGACUUCCAGAUCACAUAUGAGAAAACUUAUGCCCACUUAGUGAUCCGGGAGGCCUUUGCUGAGGAUAGUGGCCGAUUCACUUGCACUGCUACCAGCGAGGCUGGAACUAUAAGCACCUCUUGCUACCUGCUUGUGCAAGUAUCUGAAGAAAUUGAGAGCAGACAGGAUUUGAGUGAACACACUGAAUUGGCUGCCCAUGAAAGACAGAUUCCAGUUCAGGUAAAACAAGAGGUCAUGCAGGAAAUGAGUGCUGUACCUGAGUCUAUGGAGCUUGGAGCCCCUGUGGCCCCUUUCUUUGUGAGGAAGCCCACUGUACAGAAACUGGUAGAAGGAGACAGUGUUGUCUUUGAAUGCCAGAUUGGAGGCAGCCCCAAACCCCACAUCUACUGGAAAAAGAGUGGAGUUCCUCUCACCACUGGAUACAGAUAUAGAGUAGCAUACAAUAAAGAAACAGGACAGUGCAAGCUGGAGAUUUCUAUGACAUUCUCUGAUGAUGCUGGAGAGUACACAGUUUGUGCCAGGAACCAGCUUGGAGAAGUCUCUGCCUCUGCCAUGUUGCUUGAUGAAGGGACGUAUGAAGCCUACAUAAAGGAACACACAAUAGGGCUGGAGCCCAGAGUGGCAGAUGUGGCACCUAUUGUUACAGGUGAAUUGCAAAAAGAACAAACAUUCCUCCAGAGGAGGUUGGUUCAGCAGACACAAGUGAUGAAAUCCUUCACCAGUGAGCAGGAGUUCAAAAUAUCUGCUGUUGAGCAAAGGUUGAUCCAUGAGAUAGAGCUCCGUCUUCUUAAGAUUGGAUACCAGGAACUGGUGACUGAGGAUGGAGAAAAAAUGGACAUCGGUGUUUCUGAACAGGAGGCUGUUUCCCCAGUCUUCAGUAUUCCUGUGAAAAGUUACAGGAUCAGGGAAGGAAUGAGUGCUACAUUCCACUUCAGAAUGACUGGAACCCCACUUCCCAAGGUUUCUUGGUAUAAAGAUGGCAAACGCAUCAAGCAUGGAGACCAUUAUCAGUUAGAGGUUCUUCAGGAUGGUAGAGCCAGUAUGCGUCUUCCUGUAGUUCUGCCAGAAGAUGAAGGAGUCUACACUGCUCUGAUAAUCAACAUGAAGGGUAAUGCUGUCUGCUCUGGGAUGCUGUUUGUGGAUCCCACUGGUACAUCUACUGCACCGGAACUAUACUCUCAGACAGACGCAUUUCAGAGAAUCAGGUCUACAUCACCGCGCUCUACAAGUCGUUCUCCUGGACGUUCCCCUGGGCGGUCACCUGCUCGCAGACUGGAUGAGACUAAUGAAGCUCAGCUGGAAAGGCUUUAUAAGCCUGUAUUUGUCACAAAGCCAUCAUCUUUUACAUGCUCUGAGGGACAAACAGCAAGAUUUGACCUGAAGGUUGUUGGAAGACCCAUGCCUGAAACUUUCUGGUUUCACAAUGGGCAUGAAGUGGCAAAUGACUACACCCACAAAAUUGUGAUAAAGGAAGAUGGAACUCAGUCAUUGAUUGUGGUUCCUGCUAUGCCUCAAGACUCUGGGGAAUGGACAGUUGUUGCUCAGAACAGAGCUGGAAAAACCUCUGUUUCAAUUACUCUAACUGUAGAAGCUAAGGAAAAUUUGAUAAGACCUCACUUUGUUGAAAAGCUCAAGAACAUUACUGUUAAGGAAGGUACUUUGGUUGAGUUGGCUGUAAAAGCAAUUGGCAACCCCCUUCCUGACAUUGUCUGGCUGAAGAACAGUGAUAUAAUUUCUCCACAAAAGCACCCAAAUAUUAAGAUUGAGGGUGGAAAGGGAGAGGGUCAUUUCAAGAUCCCUCAGACCUGUGGUUCUGAUAGUGCAUGGUACACAGCCACAGCUAUUAACAAAGCUGGCCGAGAUACAACACGCUGCAGAGUCAAUGUUGAGGUGGAGGCAGUGGAACCUCAGCCAGAAAGAAAACUCAUAAUCCCUAAAGGGACCUACAAGGCAAAGGAAAUUGCGGCACCAGAACUUGAGCCACUGCAUCUCCGCUAUGGUCAAGAACAAUGGGAGGAGGGUGACCUUUAUGAUAAGGAGAAACAGCAGAAGCCUCAUUUCAAAAAGAAACUGACCUCUGUCAGACUCAAGCAAUUUGGCCCUGUGCACUUUGAAUGUAGACUGACCCCUAUUGGUGAUCCCACAAUGGUUGUUGAGUGGUUGCAUGAUGGCAAGCCCUUGGCAGCUGCUAACAGAUUACGUAUGGUCAAUGAGUUUGGCUACUGCAGUCUUGACUAUGAAGCUGCUUAUGCAAGAGACAGUGGUGUUAUUACCUGCAGAGCCACCAAUAAGUAUGGUAUUGACCAGACUUCUGCUACCCUGAUUGUGAAAGAUGAGAAGAGCCUUGUUCAGGAAAGUCAGCUGCCAGAUGGUAGAAGGGUACAGAGAAUUGAAGAAAUUGAGCGUAUUGCUCAUGAAGGAGCUCCUUCAGGUGUUACUAGAGACGACCUGAUGGAAAAAACUAAGCCAGAGAUUGUCUUGCUUCCAGAACCGGUAAGAGUACUGGAAGGGGAAACUGCAAAAUUCCGUUGCCGAGUGACUGGCUACCCGACCCCCAAAGUCAACUGGUACCUAAACGGACUGCUUAUACGCAAGAGCAAACGAUUCAGAAUACUUUAUGAUGGUAUUCACUAUCUAGAGAUUGUAGAUAGCAAAUCCUAUGACUCCGGUGAGGUCAAAGUUGUGGCGGAGAACCCUGAAGGGACAGCUGAGCAUGUUGUGAAGUUUGAGAUUCAGCAGAGGGAGGACUUUCGAACAGUUCUGCGACGGGCCCCGGAGAUGAAGGUUCCUGCAGCUGUUCAAGAACAUGGAAGAGUGUCCUUUGAGGUUGUGAAACCUGAAAAGUCCUCAGAGCUGUCCAAAGAAGCCAAAGAAGUGGUGAAGCUAAGGAAAACUGAGAGGGUAAUCCAUGAGAAAUUAACUGAGGAAUCAGAAGAGCUGAGAAGUAAAUUUAAACGCAGAACACAGGAGGGUUACUAUGAAGCUAUCACCGCAGUUGAGCUGAAGUCUCGUAAAAAGGAUGAGUCUUAUGAAGAUAUGCUAAGGAAGAGGAAAGAAGAACUUCUUCAUCAUACCAAAGAACUAUCAGAAGCUGAAAAGUUAAAAGAAGAAGAAGAGCGAAAGCUUACCAUUCCCAAAUUCAAACCAGAGAAAAUAAUACUUUCUCCAAGUAUGGAAGCUCCAAAGAUUUUGGAACGUAUUCAGAGUCAGACAGUUGCCCUAGGUGAUGAAGUACACUUCCAUUGUAGAGUUGUUGGUAAACCAGAUCCAGAAUGCCAAUGGUUCAAGAAUGGAAUCUUGAUUGAAAAAUCAGACCAUGUGUACUGGUAUUGGCCUGAAGACCAUGUCUGUGAACUUGUCAUUAGAGAUGUUUCUGCUGAAGACUCUGCUAGUGUAAUGGUCAAAGCCAUGAACAUUGCAGGAGAGACCUCAAGCCAUGCAUUCUUACUUGUUCAAGGGAAACAAGUAAUUUCUUUUACUGAACAAUUAGAAGAUAAAAAUGCCAAAGAGAAGGACACCAUUAUAACAUUUGAAUGUGAGACCAAUGAGCCUUUUGUCAAGGUCAAAUGGCUAAAGAACAAUGCAGAGAUUUUCUCUGGAGACAAGUACAGGAUGCACUCUGACAGAAAGGUGCACUUCCUAUCUGUGCUUAUCAUCAACAUGAGUGAUGAAGCCGAGUACAGCUGUGUUGUUGCAGAUGAUGACCAUAUUAGAACAAUUGCAAGACUUCAUGUUGAAGGUGCCCCACUUGAAAUUGUGAAGAACCUUGAAAAUACUGAAGUACCAGAGACGUAUGCUGGAGAAUUUGAGUGUGAACUGUCUCGAGAGGAUGCUGAAGGCACCUGGUACUUUGAAAACAAAGAGAUCACACGAAGCCUUAAAUAUGUUGUGUCCUCCCGCCGUGGACGCCACUGCCUAUGUGUUAAAGACGUGAAGAAGGAAGACCAAGGGAAAUACACCUUCAAAGUGGGUGAUCUGAUGACAAGUGCUUCCUUGAAGAUGAAAUUGCGCCCAGUUACACUACUGCAAGGCCUCACUGACUUGACCAUCUGUGAGGGUGAUAUCACCCAACUGGAGGCACGAUUUUCUCAGGAAAACGUGGAGGGAACAUGGAUGAAGAAUGGUCAACCGAUUUCGGCCACAGAUAGAAUUUACAUCGUGACUGACAAACUGACACGCAAGCUUCUCAUUGAAGAUGCUAAGAAGGAUGAUAGUGGAAUGUAUUCAUUUGUGGUUCACACCCAUGACAUUUCCACAGUUGGAAAGCUUAUUGUUCAAACUAUUGACUUUUUAGUACCAUUAAAGGACAUCUCUUCUGUAGAAGGCACAAAAUCUGUCUUUGAGGCUAAAAUCACUGCUGCUGAUGUGAGCUCUGUGAAAUGGUACCAUAAUGGCAAACUGAUGAUGCCCAGUGAUAGAGUCCAAAUGGUUGCAAAGGGAUCCAAGCAACGUCUUGUGUUGAACAGGACUUAUGCUUCUGAUGAAGGAGAAUAUAAGAUGGUUGUUGGUAGAGUUGACUCAACCUGUACACUCAUGGUUGAAAAUAUCAGCAUUGUAAAGCACAUGGAGGAUCACAUUUGUAAAGAGACUCAAAAUGUUACCUUUGAGGUUGAAGUAUCUCAUCCUGGCAUUGAUCCUCUCUGGACCUUUAGGGAUCAACCACUUAAAACUAGCCCAAAGUACAAGAUUGUGGGCAAAGGCACUCAUUAUAGUCUUACUGUCAUCAAUAUCAUGAAAGAUGAAGAGGGAGAGUACAAAUUUGCUGCUGGAGAGAAGACAUCCAGAGCAAAGAUAGUUGUUUCAGGUGGCGCCAUAAGCAGCCCACUGCAUGAUUUGACAGUAGCAGAGUCUCAGACUGCUGAGCUGGAGUGUGAAGUGGCCAAUCUGUCUGCUGAGGGAAAGUGGUUUAAGGAUGGACAACCUGUUAACUUUAAUGACAAUAUCCAGAGUGAAGACAUGGGUACUAUUAGACGCCUUGUUAUUGCCAUUACCAGGCCACAGGAUAUUGGGGAAUACACCUAUCAGGUGGCAAACUCUAAGACAUCAGCAAAUCUCAGGGUUGAAGCUGUGAAGAUAAAGAAGACACUGAAGAACCAAACUGUAACUGAGACACAAGAGGCAGCGUUCAGUCUGGAAAUUACCCAUUUGGAUGUGAAAGGUGCCCAGUGGAUCAAGAAUGGAGUGGAAAUUCUGCCAAGUGAUAAAUAUGAAAUUACAGUAGAUGGCACGGUGCACACCUUGAAGAUCAAAAACUGCAACACCCAGGAUGAAGCAGUUUAUGGAUUCAAACUGGGAAAGCUCUCUGCUAAUGCCAGAUUGAAUGUUGAGACUAUCAAGAUUGUGAAGAAACCCAAGGAUGUUACAGCACUGCUGGGCGCUACCGUCUCUUUUGAGUUGAGUCUGUCCCAUGAUGAUAUUCCAGUUAAAUGGAUGUAUAACAACCAAGAACUAGUCCCAAGCUCUAACAUUAAGAUAUUAUCAGAGAGGAAAGCCCACAAAAUCAUCAUUCAGAGAGUGGAAGACGACACAGCAGGAGAAUACAUUGCUGUAUUUGGAUAUUUGCAGUGCAGUGCACAUUUACACAUUGAAUCCUUGAGGAUCACAAAACCCAUGAUGGAUAUUGAGGUUGCAGAGAGCCAAAUGGCCACCUUUGAAUGUGAAGUUUCACAUUUCAAUGUCCCAUCCAUCUGGCUGCAAAAUGGAGAUGAAAUUGAGAUGAAUGAGAAGUUUAGCAUUGUGGUGCAGGGCAAGCUCCACCAACUCAAGAUCAUGAACACCAGCACGGAUGAUUCUGCAGAGUACACGUUCGUGUGUGGAAAUGACGGCUUGUCAGCAACCCUGACUGUUAACCCCAUUCUGAUCGCCUCUAUGCUUAAAGACUUCAAUGCUCAGGAAAAGGACACUGUAACAUUUGAAGUGACUGUGAACUAUGAAGGCAUCAGCCCCAAAUGGUUGAAGAAUGGUGUAGAGAUUAAAUCCAGUGAUAGAUGCCAGAUUCGUUCUAGACAACUGUCCCACUCACUCACCAUCCGUAAUGUGCAUUUUGGUGAUAGUGCAGAGUAUACGUUUGUGGCUGGAUCUGCUGAGACAUCAGCAAACCUGUUUGUCGAGGCACGUGUCAUUGAGCUCACCAAACAUAUCAAAGACAUCAAGAUCACUGAAAAGAAAAAGGCCAUCUUUGAAUGUGAGCUCUCUGAGCCUAAUGUUCAGGUGACAUGGAUGAAAGAUGGACAAGAACUUGAGUUAACUGACAGGAUCAAAGUUACUACACACAAAUUCCUGCAGCGCUUGUUGAUCCAGACUGUGCGUAUGUCUGAUGCUGGUGAAUACUCUGUAGUUGCUGGCUCAAGUGUCUCCAAGGCUCACCUCACAAUAGAGGCCAAGGAUGUUCACAUCUCUGAGCCUGCUGAGAAGGACAUCCAUGUUAUUGAAAAGCAGAGAUCCUCAUUUGAAUUUGAAGUCAGUGAGGAUGAAAUUGAAGGGCGCUGGUUGAGAAAUGGUGUUGAGAUCCAGUUCUCCCUUGAGAAGCGCUUCAACUAUGUGACUAUGAGAAAGGUGCAUCGCUUGACAAUUGCAGAAACAUACAGGAGUGAUGCUGGGGAAUACACUUUUAUUGCUGGAAAAAACAGUAGGAGAGUGAAUCUACAUGUCAACAACCCUGAGCCUCCCCAGAUCCUCAGACACAUGUUAGAUCUGUCUGUAGAGGCUGGAAAACCUGCACGCUUCUCUGUGGAAGUGACUGGCAUCCCUCAGCCUCAGGUGUCAUGGUAUAAGAACUCUCAGAUGCUGUCUUCUGGAUUCAAGUGCAAGUUCCUGAGGGAGGGAAAUGAGCACACUCUACUGCUCAUUGAAGUCUUCCCAGAGGAUGCAGCUCAGUAUACCUGUGAGGCCAAAAAUGACUAUGGUCAGGACACCACUUCUGCUGUACUCAAUGUGGAAGAAGUGGUUUCUCCAGAUGUUGGAGUUCCAUUGGCCCCACCUGUUGUCGUAUCUGCUAUUCAAGAUGUCUCUGUUGAGGAGGGAGAGUCUGCCAAAUUCCAGUGUCGAGUCUCUGGAGAAGAUCUGAAGGUUACCUGGUAUUGCAAUGAUCAGGAGAUGAAGCAGUCGGACAAUCUUAAAAUGUCUGAGUAUGAUGGUAGCUGGCAGUUGGAGCUCAUCAGAGCAUAUGUUGAGGAUGAGGGGCAAUACUCUUGUGUUGCUCGCAAUUCCUCAGGGAUGGUCUCUUCUACUGCAGUUCUGAAAAUCAAUGAUCUCAAUGUGAAAGCCAUAAAUAGACAAACUAUGUUGACCUCUGGAGUAUCUCUUUCGGAGAGGGUCACUUCCCACACCCUGACUGAGACUCAUUCUUCUUCUACUGUUCAAACUUCUGAAAUGGUGUCCACUAUGGAAACGGUAACAUCAUCAGUAAAACUCAUUGGGGUCCAGCAGAAAAUUACAUCCAUGGAAGAAUAUCCCAGGAGUCCAGCCUUGACUCUGAAAAUGAAUGACCUGACAGUCAACCUGGGUGAUGUCGCUCAGUUCAACUGCUCUUUUGAUGGGCAACCUCUUAUGGAAGUUGUAUGGGACCAUAAUGGAAGAAAACUUAUGAAUACAGAGAGAGUACAAUGUUUGCAUCAUGGAGGGGUUUUGUCUCUCGUCAUACUCAAUGUGCAACUUUCAGACCAGGGAACUUACAGCUGUACUGUUAAAAAUAUAAAUGGCGAGAAUCGAACAUCUGCGUGGCUCACCGUAGAAGUGCAUACAGUGGAAGAAGAAGCUAUACAUGUGGAAGAAGCCAAAGCUUUUUCUAGUUUGGCUGUGUCUUCUGAAGAGGAUUCUUGUACAACAAGCUUCCAUAUAAAAGAGAAAAGCAAAACCUUUGAACUUCAGCCAGAAUACAAAUUAUAUUCAGAAAAAAUACAGCAAACACUAGAAAAGCCAGUUUUUGUAACCAAACUCUUCCCAGCAACUGUAACUUCUGGAAACACUGCUACAUUUACAGUAAUUGUGUCUGGAUUUCCAAAACCUAUUGUUCAGUGGUAUCACAAUGGCCAAGUAAUAACCACUUCAUCUGUUUAUUCAUUUAUCCAAGAGAAUGAAGAAUUCACUCUCAUUAUAAACAAAGUUAAGAAGGAAUUAGAGGGCGAGUAUUCUUGUACUGCAAGCAACAGGUUUGGCAUAUCAUCAUGUGCCUCUCUUCUCCAUGUUAAAGUGAAAGAUGAAAAGAGAGUGGAUCAGGCUAUUGGACAACCUCCAUAUUUCACCAAAGCAAUUGAGUCAAUACAGCGCACUGUUGGUGCCCAGGCUGUGUUUGAAUACAAAGUAACAGGAGCUCCACAUCCUGACAUUCAGUGGUUCAGAGACAGCAAUCAUAUUCAGCCUAGUAAACACUGUAUUAUUGUUAAUAAUGUAGAUGGGUCUGGUUUCAUAAAGAUAAUGAGCAUUCAGCAAAAAGACAGUGGUCUGUAUUCAUGUAGAGCAAUGAACCCUCUGGGAGAAGCCUCUUGCAGUGCUGAACUAGUUGUCUUCCCUGAUACUGACUCAGCCUUUCAAUGGCAGGAACAAAUCAUUUCAAUGAAACAGAAGAUUUACAAAGCAUCUGUUUCUGAAAAAGCCACAGAGUCUGGCUUGUACAGUGUAGAUCUUUCUGAACAGGCCAGAAGGAACAUGCAGGAAAGACACCAGACAAGUUAUACAGUUGGCUCUGAGGAUGGGCAGACUAUAGCAAGUAAGCAAGUAGGUGGUUUAAAAGACAUAGAUGUUUCAUCUGCAACUCUACAAAGGGAGCAGUUAACUCACCAAGCUACAAUUCUGCAGUCUCAAGAAAUGCAAGAAGGACUAAUUCUUGUUCCAACACAUCCACAACAUUCUGUGGCAAAUCCUAUGAAACAGCUCCAAAUGGUAGCAGUUACUGCUGCUGUUAAAGAAAGUAAUGUCUUCAAAGAACAGCAUUUUGAUUCUAUUAAAAGCCCUGAGGUUUUAGAACUUGAACUCACCAAAGAACCAUCCUCAAUUAUAAUGUCUGCCAUUUCUGAGAGUGUAACACCUCUUACAAUUGUGAACACUCAGCUCUUAACUAAUAAAGAAGCUAAAACUAUACAGUCAUCUCCAGAACCAAGACACGCCAUUAGUAGCCAUCAGGUUGAGACUAAAUUAGACAUCUUAAAUGAAGAAUACAAAAAUAUCCCAUUCCCUGUGCAGGAGAAAAGCUUCAGAGUUAACAAAGGAGUUAAAUUAUUAUAUUCUGCAGUAACUUCAGAAAAUAUGCAACUUACAGAAACUCAUUCGUCAUCACUACCAACCAUGGAGUCCACAGAAUGUUUAGUAGGAAAGGAGAAAAUCAAGCCAAUAUUGACCUCUAUCAGUGAAAUAAAUUACACUCUUUCAAAAGAAAGUUCAUUAGAGACACAUAAACCAGUUAAAGAAGUUGCACAGUUGUCCAAAAACCAGGUCUUAAAACCAGCUCUUGUUGUUGAGGAAAAGCAUAAACUUCAAGCAGACAAAACAGUAACAAUACAAGGUCUAGACAGUGCUGUUUCAGUGCAUACCCAAAAAGAGGAUGGUCAAGUGCUUCACCUACAGGUGAUUAAUGACCAAGAUAGUCUUCCAUCUGAGGGUAGAUUUAUGAGUGAGACACCAGGAACAGAGAUUGCUGAUUCAAGAAAAAGCCCUGUUCUUUUAUACACAAUUUCUGUGGAUGAGCAGACAGCGGUUAGUUGUGAGCUGUUAUCACAGGUUUCUGCUGAGGAGAACACGUUACCCAUAAAACCACUAAAGGAGGCGCCUGUUAUGUUACAUCUUCAGUCUAUGCAGUCAGACACUACUUUGUUCAAAGAAGAGUUACUUUCAGUAAUAAAGCCAGACCAGCAAACGGCAGUGCAGAAGCAAGAAAAGGACCGUAAGCAUGCAAUUACUACAGUGGAAAGAAGGGAAAUAAGUGAUGAUUACUCCAAGGACAUUGAUGUUUCUGUGAAAGAGGUAAAGGCUGAGCACAGAAAAGAGCCAAAACCUUUAAACAUACUUCACAUGGUCUCAGAACCUAUCCAGCUUCCAAAGGAAUAUCCAUUUAUGAGUAGUGUGAAGGAACAGCACGCACUUGUGCAAAAGGAAAACCACUGGAAUCUUAUACAUGCAAUGUCCGUGACAGACAGACAAGCUUUAGUGGAAUGUCACACAGAUGAUCUGAAGGUAAUGGACAAAUCUACUUGUAAAUUGGGUUUAGAGUCCCAAAUUACUUUGCAUCCUCUGCAUAUUGAAGAAAAGGCCAUAUCCACAGAAAAUUGUGUCACUCUUGAAGCUGCAGAGCAGGAUUUUGCUGUACAGAUACAAGAGGGCCAAUCUGUGAGGCAGUCAAUAUUAAUAGAAGAGAAGCAAACUCUGACAGGAGAAGUAUCAAAGAACAUUAUCAAGUCAGAAGCAACAGAAAUAAAAAUUACAACACAGCCUAGAGGACAUAUUUUACUGGCAGAAGUACAAGAAAGCAAAACCCUUCCAAAAGAACUAACAUUUGUGAUUUCCACACCAAAGCCACACAGCUUGGAUAUCAAACAACAAUUGAAAAAUACAUUGCUGUCUGCUGUGGCCUGUGAGCAGCCAUUAAUUUUGGCUGAUGUGGUGGGUAGUUUAGAAAUUGUGGAAUUUAAAGAAGUAAAAGUGCAUAAAGAACCAAAAUACACAGUUUUCUCAUACGUCAUUAUAACAACAUCUGCCCCACUGGAAAUAACAAUUGCAUUUGAAGGUGAAUAUCCAAAAACAGCUGAACUCAGAAAUGAGCUCCAGAUAGCCUUACAUUCUGUAAUAUUUGAGGAACAGCAAGUCAUCACUUCUGAACAGCCUGGCACAAUAUCAUUUCUCAGACCUGAGAGAGUACAGCUUCACAUGGCUACCUCAAGAGAGAUAUGCUCACCAAUGGUAGAGACCAUGCAUUUAACAGAAACUGUGGGUGUGUUUGCACCACCAAAAACUGAGUUUGCUGCUUUGACGACUGAAGCUCGAGAUUCAUUUCAGUAUAUUACUGUUGCACUAGAGUCAGAAAGUCAGAUGACUCAGUUGACUACUGAAGCAAAAGUGGAUGUACAAAAGUCCAUUCAGACUAGAAGACAAGAGAGUAAAUCUAUGUUACUACAAGGCUAUCAGCGAGAUGUAGGACUUUCACAUCUUAUCUCUGAUAUGUCUAUAGCACCAAUUCCAGUUGAGGAGUCUAUGGAGGUUCUUAUUCAGAAAGAAAGAAAGGAAGAAUUUCUUAAAGAUGUGACAGAGAAAAGGACCUCAGAGCAUCAAACCUUGGCUAAGGAUGCUUAUUUUGAAAUGCCAUUAGAAGACUUUGCUGUGGUAGAGAAUAGUGUGGUUACAUUUACUGUUAGAAUAAAACAUGUCAACAAUGUUAAUUGGUUGUUCAAUGGUAAAUUGAUCAAAUCUGGCAAAGAGUUCAAAUGUUCCAAAGACCAGUACACAUAUACUUUAGUAAUCCACAAAGUUACAAAGGAAAGACACGAGGGAGAAUACACAUGUGAGGCUGUAAGUGAAGCGGGCAAGACUUCAACAUCAUCAAGGCUCACAGUGGUCUCACAAGUGCCACCAGUUUUCAAGAGAAAAAUCCAUGACCUUGAAAUCAGCACUGGCAACGCUGCAAAGUUUGAAUGCGAGACUGAAGAUGCAUCCAAUGUGACCUUUAAAUGGUUCAAGUCUGGCUCAGAGAUCAAACACAGUGACAAGUACAAGAUCAUCAGCCAUGUAAGAACAUCAUCUCUGGAACUCCCAAAUUCAACUAAAGCAGACAGUGGAGAAUAUUCCUGCUUUGCUUCCAACAAGCAUGGCAGUGUUAGCUGCUCUGCUAACUUGAAUGUUGCUGAAACCCCUUCCAUCUCAAAAGAAUUACAAAUGCCGGAUGUAGAGAAGGGUCCCAGUGCUGUGUUUCAGUGUGAGCUUAUUGGUCCAGCCCCAUUUGGAUUUAAUUGGCUUAAUAAUGAAAAACCUAUCAGUUUGGAUAAAAAGCACAGGCUUCUUUUCCAAGAUUCAAUAAAACAUUUGGAUAUAUGUUCAUUUGAAAGAUUAGAUGUUGGGGAAUACCAUUAUUAUUUAUCAAAUCAAGCUGGACAGAAGUCUUCAAAAUCAGUUACAACUGAUUUAAGAGAACCCCCAUGCUUUGUGAAGAGGUUGAAGGACACAGUUUUCCCAAUGAGAAACAAAUUAAGACUAGAGUGUACUUUCACUGGAACUCCCAAGUUGUUUGUAACAUGGUAUAAAGACGGAAAGCAGCUGUAUGCCUCAUAUAGGUAUAAUACAAUAGUAACGGAGAACUCCUGCAUCUUGGAAUGUCUACAUGAAUGUAACAAAGACACACCAGGAAAAUACUCUUGUGAAGUCUCAAAUGCCUUUGGAAAAGAUAUCUGUCAUGCCAAUGUGACAACAGUGACAGGACCUGCUCAAUUUGUGAAGAGGCUGUCCAACCAGUCCCUCCAAAAGGGUCAAAAGUUGAGGCUUCAAUGCUCAUUCACUGGAAACAUGGAAAAAAUAUUUGUCACAUGGUAUAAGGAUGGCAAACAGAUCUAUGCCUCUUCCAAAUACUGCUCCAACGUCACUGGAAAUACUUGCGUCUUGGAAAGUCUUCAUGAGUGUGACACAGACAGUGCUGGACGAUACUCUUGUGAAAUUACAAAUGAUGAUGGAACUGAUAUAACUCAUGCAGAAGUAACCAUAGAGACAGAACGGAACAUCUCACCAACCUUCACUAAAAAACCCGAAGAGCACAUCGAGGAUAUCGAGGGAAAGUUGGUAAAGCUUGAGGGUCAUGUAUCUGGAUCACAGCCAUUGUCUAUCAGCUGGUACAAAGACAACAAGGAAAUCUUCAGCUCUGACAACUAUGAAAUGUCCUUCAAAAACAAUACAGCUGUACUGUAUAUUAAGAAUUCCCAAACCUCAGACAGUGGCACGUACACAUGCAGUGCCUCUAAUGAAGCUGGUGUGGCCUCCUAUCAGGUGGUCAUCACUGUUACAGAACAACAAAGGCUGCCAACAUUUGAUGUCACCCUUAAGCCUAUGACAGUGGCUGAGGGUGAGAGACUUAGCCUUAGUUGCCAUAUCUGUGGCAGCCCCCCUCUGAAGAUCCAGUGGAUGAAGGACAGAAGGGAGGUGUCAUCUACUAACACAAAGAUCACAUAUUCUGAUGGAAUUGCAACACUGAUUAUUGAGAAAGCCUCCAGAGCUGAUGCAGGAGACUACCUGUGCAAGGCAACUAACAAAGCUGGAAGUGAUUUUUCCAAGGCCAAGGUCACUGUCCAAGAAAAAGCAGGAGCAGCUGCCCUGUCAACCCAAGCAGCCCCUGCAGUGACUGAGCAAGUGAGAAAGCUGGACAACCUGUUCUUCAUUGAAGAACCUAAGAGCAUUCACAUCACUGAGAAGAGUACUGCAACCUUCAUCGCUAAGGUUGGUGGUGAUCCCAUUCCGAAUGUGAAAUGGAUGAAGGGCAAAUGGAGGCAGAUGACUCACGGUGGCCGUGUAACUAUUGAACAGAAGGGACAAGAGGCCAAGAUGAAGAUCAGAGAAGUGACUAAAUCUGACUCUGGCCAGUAUAGAUGUGUAGCAUCUAACAAACAUGGAGAAAUUGAGUGUAGCACUAGCCUCACUGUUGAUGAGAAGAAGGAGGUCGCACCUGAAAUGGUGAAACUGAAGAAGACACCAUCAAAGCAAAAAAGUCCAAAAGAGGACAAGGACAUUGACAUAGUUGAGCUACUAAGGAAUGUAGACCCAAAAGAGUAUGAGAAAUAUGCUCGCAUGUAUGGCAUCACAGACUACCGUGGUCUUCUUCAGGCCAUUGAACAGAUAAAAAGAGAGAAGACUGAAGAAAGUGGUAGAAGACUGGACAUUGAACGUAUGAGAGAAUCUGAUGAGGAUUUGGCUAAACUUGUGUUUGAUUUGCAGAGGAGAAUGGAACAAACUGAACCCAUUACCCUGCUUAAUGACAUCAAAGAUCAAACUACCCAAGUUAAUAAAGAGGCAGUGUUUGAAUGUGAGAUUAAGAUCAAUUACCCAGAAAUCACACUGUCUUGGUACAAAGACACACAGAAACUUGAAACCAGUAGCAAAUAUGACGUUAAAGUAGUGGGAGACCACCACUUACUGAAGAUCAAGAACUGUCAAUCCAGUGACCAGGGAAGUUAUCGUGUUGUUUGUGGUCCACAUAUCUCCAGUGCCACUUUGUCAGUGUUGGCUGAUCAGAUUCAGUUCACUAAACGCAUUCAAAACAUUGUGGUGAAGGAACGGCAGACUGCUACUUUUGAAUGUGAGCUGUCCUUUGACAAUGCAGUUGUCAAAUGGUAUAAAAACUCUUGGGAACUUAAAGAGAGUUCAAAAUAUACCUUCAGUUGUGAAGGACGGCGUCACUUUAUGAUUAUCCAUAAUGUAACAUCUGAUGAUGAAGGUGUAUAUUCAGUGAUUGCACAGUUGGAGCCUAUGGGUGAAGCCAAAAGUACAGCUGAGCUUUAUCUGUCUAGCAAAGAAAUUGAUCUAGGAACAAUUUCUUAUGAUGUCCCUGAUACAUCAUUACAAGUGUCUGAAGUGUCCUCUAUUAUUAGCUUUAAAGACACAUCAGAUCAUUAUCAUUAUGAAGAAAAGACUGAAAUAACAGCAGAACCAAAGAAGCCAGUUGAAGAGAUUGUUCCCAAAAUUCUGGCAGAAAAGACAGAAGAAAAGCCCACUAGAGUACCUGAAGUUGCCAAGAAACCAGAAGAGAAACCUAAAACAACACUUGCACAGAAAACACCAGAACCACAGAAAGAACAUGAAGUCAAGAAACCUGUAGAGGAAAUAGUCCCUUCAAUAAAGGUGGCCAAGCUAAAAGAAUACUCUGCACCUAAAGAUGUUCAAAAACCUCCAGUCCCUGUGACAUCUGAGCCCAAACUUCAGGUGCCACUUGAGCCUAAAGAGGUACCAGUGGCUGUAUCUGAGCCAGAGCCUAAACCAGAGCCUACACCAGAACUUAAACCAAAACCUAAGUCAGCAGUUACAAAGAAACCUGUGCCUUCCCCAGUCAAAGAUGUUCAAAAACCUUCAGUCCCUGUGACAUCUGAGCCCAAACUUCAGGUGCCACUUGAGCCUAAAGAGGUACCAGUGGCUGUAUCUGAGCCAGAGCCUAAACCAGAGCCUACACCAGAACUUAAACCAGAACCUAAGUCAGUAGUUACAAAGAAACCUGUGCCAUCCCCAGUCAAAGAUGUUCAAAAACCUCCAGUCCAUGUGACAUCUGAGCCUAAACUUCAGGUGCCACUUGAGCCUAAAGAAGUACCAGUGGCUGUAUCUGAGCCAGAGCCUAAACCAGAGCCUACACCAGAACUUAAACCAGAACCUAAGUCAGCAGUUACAAAGAAACCUGUGCCUUCCCCAGUCAAAGAUGUUCAAAAACCUCCAGUCCCUGUGACAUCUGAGCCCAAACUUCAGGUGCCACUCGAGCCUAAAGAGGUACCAGUGGCUGUAUCCGAACCAGAGCCUAAGCCAGAGCCUACACCAGAACCUAAACCAGAACCUAAGUCAGCAGUUACAAAGAAACCUGUGCCUUCCCCAGUGAAAGAUGUUCAAAAACCUCCAGUCCCUGUGACAUCUGAGCCCAAACUUCAGGUGCCACUUGAGCCUAAAGAGGUACCAGUGGCUGUAUCUGAGCCAGAGCCUAAACCAGAGCCUACACCAGAACCUAAACCAGAACCUAAACUAGAACCUAAGGCAGCAGUUACAAAGAAACCAGUAUCUCCCCCAGUCAAAGAAGUAGAAGCUCCAGAGAAGAAAGAUGCAGUGCCAAAGUCAGCAUUAGUUAUUAAAAAGGAAGAGAUUUUAUCCCCAAAACCAUCCAUGACUCCAUCAAAAGCUCCUGAGGAGGUGAAGAUAACAGAAAUGUUAAAAACAGAGCCAGAUAGAAAAUCUAUCGAUGCAAGAGUUGCUCCUGAGCCACCUAGACAGGAACUCCAAUCAACUCUGAAGGCUGAGUUACCAAUAAACCAAGAGCCUUCUUGCACCUCUUCUGAACCUGCAAGGAAACAUGAGGUGGUAUCUGUUUCCUCAGAAAUACCAAAAGCUGAGCCAGUAAAGAUGCCAGAGUUUACGCCUGCCUCUAAAGAGCUACUAAAAGCUGAGCUGGCUAAGAAGCUGGAUUCCACACCUGAACCCCCAAAAGCUCCCAGAGCAGAACUCUCAAAGAGUACAAUCCUAGAGCUGCCAGCAGUCUCUAAACAGAUACCAAGAGCAGAGCCAGAUAGAAAAGCAGAGCCUAAAUUUGAUCCCUCAAAAGCCCCAGAAGUAGCACCAGAGCUACUUAGGAUGAAAUUUGAACCACUCAAGAAAAGAGAACAGGAGCCUCCUCAAGAAAAAGUGGUGGAAUAUAAAUUGGUUGAAGUGCCAUCUGAGAAAAUUCCUAUGGCUAAACUUCAAAAGGAGAUGAAAAUGACUCAGACAAGAGAACCUGAUGUAAAGCUGAAGUUGGAUGAAGCUGUUCCCACCACAACUAUUACAAAAACAACAGCUAUCCCUAAAGAAGUUUCAGCAGAGAAAAUGAAGCCUAUCCCUAAGACCAAAGAAACUCCUGCAGAGAAAGUCUUUGCAGCAUCACAGAGAGUUGAUCAUAUGCAGAAAACAAUGGAAAUUUCUAAGAUAACAGAGAAGAUUUCAGAGACGGGGGCUCUUUUUCAAAAAGAAAUCUCAUGUGAAAGACAAAGCAUUUCAUAUCAGCCUUUUGAGACUUCAGUAAAAGUGGCUGAAGUGAAAUCUGCAAAAUUGUCUUCUGAGAUAGUUAUAAAACCUCAAAAGGAGUUGGAGUUUGCUCCUAGCAGAGAGCAUGAAGUGAAGCAGAGGUCAGAAGAAACAGUCCUGAGUACAGCUAUUGCACACGUGACUGCUAACAUUCAAAACAAAAAAACUGAGAAAAUAAAGACUACCCAUGACACUAAAGAUUCUUCAGCAGAGAAAGACUUUGAAUCUUCAAAGCAAGUUGAACAAAUUCCACAUUCAGUGGAACUAUCUAAGAAAACCGGGGAGGUCUCAGUGAUGGAAGAAAUGAUUUCAAGAAAGGAAAUCUCAUACAAAAGUAAAGAUAUCACAUAUCAGCCUAAAGAGACUGUGAUUACAACUGGAGUACUAUCUGAGAAAGAUACCAUGGCUAAACCUCAAAAGCCAAGCCUCUACAAAGAGCCUAGAGUGAAACAGAAGCUGGAAGAUACUUCCCCUGCUGCAAUUAUUUCAAAACAAAUAACUAUCCCUAAAGCAAAAGAGACACCAGCAGAGGAAGCUUCAAAAAGAGUUGAACAAAUCAUACACAGAGUGGAUAUUUCAAAUAAACCUGAGACAUUUUCAGAGAUAAAGGAAGUAUGUUCCAGAAAUGAAGUCUCAUAUGAAAGUAAUGAUAUGCAUUCUAAAUCUGAAGAGACAUUGUCGUAUGAAGCAGGGGAGGUUUAUGCAGAAGAGGAAGUGACUCACAACGAAAAUGCUGAAUUAGAGUUUUCACUGCAGCAAGAUGAUCUCCCAUCUUUAGAGACAAGGGAAGAGAAAAACAAGACAACAAGGAGUUCUGCUGUUGUAGAAGAAGUCAAAAAAUCUCCUGAGAUGAUACCCAAGAGCGAUGUUUCACAAAUUAAAUCAGAAUUCUUUGCUGAUACAAUGAUGGCUUCAAAAGAUCAGCCUCCCCAAGAGACAAAUUUCAGCAGUGAAAAAGAUGGUGAAGCUUGUUCUGUACUCCUGGAUAGUCAUGGGAAAAAGAGGCUGCCAAAUGAACCCCAACAAGUAGCAUUACAAACUACUGUAAAACAAAAAUUAAAACCAAAAGAUGAUGUUGUCAAAUUGAAGAAAGAGCUUAAAAUGCCUGAAAAAGAGUCAACUGUGGAAAAGAAGUCCACACCUGAGUUAUCAGCAGAGACCAUAGCACCAAGUGAACAAAACGUCUUUCCCCACAUGGGAGAGCACGAUGUUCAGAAGAAGCCAGCACCUCAAGCAUCAAUACCAAAAGCAGCCCCAACUGAGGAAAAAGUUCCUCCCCCUCAAGAGCCUGAUAUUCAUAAAAAGCCAACACCUGAAGAAUCAAAGCCAACACUCUCACCACUUGAAGAAAAAGUUUUUCCACCUGAAGAGCCAGCUAUUCAAAAGACAAUACUUGAGGCACCAGAGUCAACACCAGCACCACUUGAGGAAAACAUUUCUCCACCUGAAGACAAAGGCCCUGUUGAAACUCCUGGACCAGUCCAGAAAGAUGGAAAGCCAAAGGAAGAGCCAGUGGCAGGAAGAGGCAGAGGACUUAGACCAAGACAAACUCCAUCUCCUGGUGAUGCUGGGCGUGGAAGAGGACUCAGACCUGGUGGUGGAGGUGACAAACCUCCUGGAGAGUCACCAUUUGCUUUCCAGCUCAAGGCUGUCCCUCUAAAGUUUGUGAAGGAGCUUCAAAACAUAGUGCUGCUGGAGGCUGAGUCAAUUGGAUCAUCUGCUGUAUUUGAGUGCCAGAUUUCACCUUCUACUGCCGUUACAUCAUGGAUGAAAGAUGGCAGCAACCUGAGGGAGGGUCCAAAGCACAAGUUUACCUCUGAUGGCAAAGACCGUAAACUGGCAAUUAUUGAUGUCCAGCUCUCAGACACAGGGGAAUACACAUGUGUAGCCAAGCUUGGAAAUAAAGAGAAGACUUCCACUGCCAAACUUAUUGUUGAAGAGUUACCUGUUAAAUUUACCAAGAAUCUGGAAGAAGAAACAUCUGUAAUCAAGGGACAGCCCAUGUACUUGACAUGUGAGUUGAGCAAAGACCGAGAUGUGGUCUGGAAGAAAGAUGGGAAGGAGAUAGAGCCAGUCCCUGGAAAGCUCCAGAUCAACAUUAUUGGACUGGCACGUGCCUUGACAAUCCAAGAUGCCAAUGAUAACGAUGCUGGUGUUUAUACCUGCGAGUGUGAACAACUUAAAACUCAAACAACUGUGAAGGUUAUGGAAAUCAUUAGAGACUGGCUGGUAAAACCCCUAAGGGACCAGCAUGUGAAACCAAAGGCCACAGCUACCUUCAAGUGUGAGCUCUUCAAAGACACUCCCAACUGGAAAUGGUUUAAAGGAGAUGAAGAGAUUCCUGUCGAACCCACAGAUAAGACUGAGGUUAAAAAAGAAGGAAAAGAUAUAAGUUUGACCAUAAAAAAUGCUCAGCCAAAUGAUAUUGGCGAAUAUUCCAUGGAAGUUGAGGGCAAACGCUACGCAGCAAAAUUAACACUUGGCGAGCGUGAGGCUGAGGUCCUGAAACCUCUUGCAAGUGUGGAAGUGGUUGAGAAAGAAGAGGCCAAAUUUGAUACUGAAAUCUCUGAGGAUGAUGUGCCUGGAGAAUGGAAGUUAAAAGGGCAGGUUCUUACAAGAUCACCAACAUGUGACAUCAAAGCUGAAGGGACAAAGCGAUUCCUUACACUGAAAAAUGUUCAGCUUGAUCAGGCUGGUGAAGUUACAUACCAAGCUCUGAAUUCUGUGACAAGUGCUAUGCUAACAGUCAAGGAGGGUGAUGCACGCUUCAUUGUCAAUUUGGAACACUACACUGCAGUCGAGAAAGAUGAGGUCAUUCUUGAGUGUGAGCUGAGCAAAGAUGUCCCUGUGAAGUGGUUCCAUAAUGAGGUCGAAAUUAAGGCUUCUAAAAUCGUUUCUAUGAGGACAGAGGGUAAACGAAGAAUACUCCACAUUAAGAAAGUGGAACAGAAAGACAAAGGCGUCUAUGUGUGUGACUGUGGAACAGACAAGACUUCAGCAAAUGUUAACAUUGAAGCACGUGAUGUCAAGGUGGUCCGACCCAUGUAUGGGGUUGAACUAUUUGAUGGUGAGACUGCUCGGUUUGAAGUAGAAAUUUCUGAGGAUGACGUCCAUGGCCAGUGGAAACUGAAAGGCGAUGUCCUUACUCCUUCACCUGACAUUGAGAUCGUGGAAGAUGGUGCAAAGCACACACUAACGUUAUACAACUGCAGAGUAGCCCAAACUGGAGAGGUCAUUUUCCAGGGAGCAAAUGCUAAGUGUAGUGCAAAUCUGAAAGUGAAAGAACUCCCCAUUACUUUUGUCACACCUUUGAGUGAUGCGCAAGUAUAUGAGAAAGAUGAAGCCAGAUUUGAAUGUGAACUGUCAAGAGAAGCAAAGACCUUCCGAUGGCUGAAGGGAUCUCAAGAGCUGAAGUCUGAUGAUAAAUUUGAAAUCCUCUCAGAAGCAAAAAAGCACACUCUGAUUGUUAAAUCUGCAGCCUAUGAAGAUGAGGCUAAGUAUAUGUUUGAGGCUGAGGACAAGCGAAGUGCAGGAAAACUGAUCAUUCAAGGUAUUCGUCUUGAGUUUGUCAGACCCAUCAAGGAUGUUACAGUGAAGGAGCGCGAGACAGCAGAGUUCAGCAUUGAGCUGUCUCAUGAGAAAAUCCAAGUAAUCUGGUACAAGAAUGAUGUGCGUCUGCAUCCAAGCAAAGUUGUGCAUUUGUCAGAACAUGGCAAGAUCCACACGCUCUCCAUUAAGGAGGUGUCAACUGAUGACACUGCACUCAUUAAAGCAGAGGCUCUUGGGAAGACGUCUGAAGCCAUGCUUACUGUGCUUGAGGGAGAAGCAUACUUCACCACCAAGUUGCAUGACUACACAGCCGUUGAGAAGGAUGAGGUGGUGCUGAGGUGUGAACUGAGCAAACCCACUGCUGAGGUGAAAUGGUUCAAAGAUGGCAAAGAGAUCACUCCAUCAAAGAAUAUCCUCAUCAAGGCUGACAGGAAGAAACGCAUUCUAAUAGUUAAGAAGGCAGAGAAGAUUGACACUGGAGAAUACAUCUGUGACUGCGGUUCUGACAAAACUACUGCAAAACUGAACAUUGAAGAACGUGACAUUAAAAUCGUCCGCCCACUGUACAGCAUGGAGGUCACAGAGACCGAAACUGCACGCUUUGAGAUCGAGAUCUCUGAGGAGGAUGUGCAUGGUCAUUGGAAACUCAAAGGAGAGCCUCUGCAACAGUCUGCUGAUUGUGAGAUUAAGGAAGAGGGCUCUAAGCACAUUUUGAUUCUCUACAAUGUGCGAAUGGACAUGGCUGGCCCUGUGGACUUCAGUGCCGCCAACGCUAAAUCUACUGCCCAGCUCCGAGUUAAAGCACGCAAAAUUGGCCUGUUGAGGCCUCUACGGGAGGUGACCGUUACUGCUGGAGAGACUGCAACCUUUGACUGUGAGCUUUCAUAUGAGGGAAUUGUUGCUGAAUGGUUCGUUGGAACAACAAAGAUGGAACCAAGUGACAGAGUGGUAACAAGAGCAGAGGGCAGACUGCACAGCAUAACUCUAAGAAAUGUCGAGCUGACAGACGCUGGGUUUGUGAAACUUAUUGCAAAGGACUUCCAGACUCAGGCCAAACUUAUUGUGAAUGAGCCACCAGUUGAGUUUGCUAAGCCCUUGAAGGACCAGACCGUCGAAGAGGAGGCGACAGCAGUUCUAGAGUGUGAACUUUCCAGAGAGAACGCUGAUGUCAAAUGGUUCAGAGAUGGACAGGAAAUCCGCAAAACAAAGAAGUAUGAGCUAGUGGUUGAUGGACGCAAGAGGAAACUGAUCAUCAAGGACUGUACCCUUGACGAUUGCAAGACAUACACUUGUGAUGCUAAAGACUUCAAGUCCACUGCUUUCCUAAAUGUUGAACCACCACAUGUUGAGUUCACUAAACCUCUCCAUGAUGUUGAGGUCAGGGAAAAAGAGACCGCUCAAUUUGAAUGUGAAGUUUCCCGGGAAAGUGCCAAGGUCUGCUGGUACAAGGAUGGUAUUGAGAUCAGAAAAGGCAAGAAGUAUGAGAUUAUUUCCAAGGGAGUGCAGCGUAUUCUUAUCAUUAAUAAGGCAGGCUUUGAUGAUGAAGCUGAAUAUGAAUGUGAUGCAAGGACCUCUAAAUCCUCUGGCAUGCUCACUGUUGUUGAGGAGGAGGCUAGGUUCACAAAGAACCUAUUCAAUAUUGAAGGCACUGAAUCUGACAGUAUCAAGCUGAUCUGUGAGGUCUCCAAGCCUAGUGCAGAGGUCACAUGGUACAAGGGUGACCAGGAACUGCCUGAGGGUGGAAGAUAUGAGCAUAUUGCAGAUGGCAGAAAGAGAAUACUUAUUAUCCAGGAUCUUCAUAUGGAAGAUGCUGGAGAGUACAGCUGCAGACUUGUCAAUUCAAAGACAUCAGCAACACUAAAAAUCAAUGAAUUGGCAGCCGAGUUUAUUUCCAAACCCCAGAGCCAGGAGGCCGUUGAGGGUGACAGGGCUGAAUUUGUAUGCUCAGUGUCUAAAGACACAUACGAAGUAAAAUGGUUCAGGGGUGACAAGGAGCUACAAACUGGGGACAAAUAUGAAAUUGUUAGUGAAGGGAAGAGAAGAGCCCUUAUUAUCAAGAACUGUGAGCUGAAAGAUGAGGGUGCCUUCAUCGCACAUAUUGGUUCUGUCAAGGCCUCUGCUGACUUAUCUGUGAUUGAAAAACUAAGGAUAAUCACUCCCAUCAAAGACACCCAAAUGAAGGAAGGACAAGAGAUUGUUCUUAAUUGUGAAGUUAAUUCAGAGGGUGCUAAGGCCAAGUGGUUGAAGAAUGAUGAGACAAUGUUUGAGAGCAGUAAGUUUGCAAUGAUCCAGAGAGACACUAUUUUCUCUCUGAGGAUCAAAGCUGCAGAGAAAUUGGAUGAGGGCACUUACACCAUCACACUGAUCAACCAACGUGGUGAACAGGCUAAAUGCUCUGCCAAAGUCCAAGUGUUAGAGGAAGAGCUCAGGAUCAUAGAGCCUCUUGAGGACUGUGAAACUGAGGAGAAGAAGACCAUUAGUUUUAGUUGCAAAGUAAACAGACCAAAUGUUACAGUCCAGUGGAUGAAGGCAGGCCAGGAGAUCACCUUCAGCAAACGUGUUGUGUACCGGGUGGACAAGAACAAGCACACUCUGAUCAUUAGAGACUGCACCAUGGAAGAUGAGGGUGAAUACACUGUAAGUGCUGGUGAUGACAAGUCUUCAGCUGAGCUGAUCAUUAGUGAGGCACCAGCUGAUUUCACUACCCAACUUGAAGAUCAGACAGUCACUGAAUUUGAGGAUGCAGAAUUCGUAUGCCAGGUGUCUAAGGAGAGAGCCAGUGUUAAAUGGUACAGAAAUGGUCGUGAAAUCAGAGAAGGGCCCAGAUAUCACAUGGAAAAGGAUGGAAAAACAUGCACUCUGUACAUUAAGGAGUGCAGACCUGAUGAUGAAUGUGAAUAUGCCUGUGGUGUGGAUGACCGAAGAUCCCGGGCACGUCUUUUUGUUGAAGAAACCCCAGUGGAAAUUGUCAGACCUCCCACAGAUGUAUUUGAGCCCCCUUGCUCAGAUGUUGUGUUUGAGGUUGAACUUAACAAAGACAGAGUUGAGGUUAAAUGGAUGAGGAACAACAUGAUCAUUAUCCAAGGUGACAAAUACCAGAUGCUCAGUGAGGGCAAAGUUCAUCGACUCCAGGUCUGUGAGAUCAGGCCUCGUGAUCAAGGCGAGUACAGAGUUGUUGCCAAGGAUAAGGAUGCCAGAGCCAAGCUGGAGCUUGCAGCUGUCCCAAAGAUUAAAACCACAGAUCAGAAUCUUGUGACAGAUGCCGGAAAGCCCUUCAUCAUGACUGUUCCCUAUGAUGCUUACCCUCGUGCAGAGGCUGACUGGUUCUUCAAUGACAUCAGUCUGCCAAUGCAAAACAUUGACACAUCCACUGACAGGACAGAGUACAGGUUGAAAGACCCUAAAAAGUCUGAUCAGGGUCGUUACAAAGUGGUCAUCAAAAAUAAACAUGGACAGGGGGAGGCUUUCAUCAACCUGGAUGUUAUUGAUGUUCCUGGGCCUGUUAAGAACCUUAGAGUUAUUGACACUGCUGAUGGUGAGGUCAGCCUGGCAUGGGAUGAACCUGAGAGUGAUGGUGGCAGCAAGAUCCUGGCUUAUGUGGUUGAGAGACGCGAUGUCAAACGCAAGUCUUGGACAUUGGCCACUGAUCGUGCUGACAUACCGGAGUACUGCGUUGGUGGAUUGCAAAAGGACAACAUGUACUUCUUCCGUGUGUGUGCUCGUAACAGAGUUGGAAACGGAGAGCCUGUCAGUACUGACGAAGCUGUACAAGCCAAGAAUAAAUUUGAUGUGCCUGAUGCACCUCAGAAUGUCAUGGUUGGAAUUGUCAACAGGUUUGGUGCCACUGUGACUUGGCAGCCACCACUGUUUGAUGGUGGUUCUGAGAUCACAUCUUAUAUAAUUGAGCUCCGUGACAGAACUUCUGUGAAAUGGGAGCCUGUAAUGGUGGUUCGGGCUGAAGAUCGCACAGCCACACUCAAUGAUGUUGUUGAGAAUAAGGAGUACAUCUUCCGUGUUAGAGCUGAAAACAAAGCUGGAAUUGGCAUGCCAAGUGCUGCCACUGAUCCUGUAAAGAUCAUGGAUCCCAUUGAGCGACCAACCCCACCCCUGAACUUUAAUUAUACAAAUCAGAGCAGGGACUCUGUUAUGCUGGCAUGGGACACACCACUGAGCAAUGGAGGUAGCAUGAUCACAGGCUACAUCAUAGAGAAGUGUGAAGAUGGCACAUGUAAUUGGCUGAGGUGCAAUGCCAGACUCUGUCCAGAUCUAUAUUACAAGGUGUCUGGAUUAAAGUUUGGUCAAAAGUAUCACUACAGAGUAUGUGCAGAGAAUGCAGCUGGUGUUUCUGAUCCAGCUGAACAGAUUGGCCCACUCUUAGCUGAUGAUCCACAUGUUGGUCCCACAAUGGAUCUAAGUGGAUUCACAAAGGGUCUAGAAGUCAUUGUGCCAAAUGCUCUUGCUAUCCGUGUGCCCAUUACUGGAUACCCGACACCUAAAGCCAAGUGGAUGUUUGGGGAUCAGGAGCUUACUGCAGGAGAUCGUGUCUCUAUGGUCACAAAACCUACAUACACUGAGCUUGUCAUUGCCCCAAGUGUCCGUCCAGAUAAGGGCAUGUACACCUUGCACCUACAGAAUGAUGUGACUUCAGUCUCAGGAGAGAUUGAAGUAAAUGUCAUUGCUUCUCCAAGUUCUCCAAAAGACUUCAAGGUAUCUGAGGUGACCAGGCAUCAUGUCCACCUCAUGUGGGAGGCACCAGAACAUGACGGAGGUAGCCCUAUAACUGGUUAUAAUAUUGAGAAGAGAGAGGUGACUCGGAAGACAUGGGUCAAGGUAAUAUCAGGCGUGGAAGACCUUGAAUACACUGUCACAGAUGUGAUUGAGGGCAAGGAGUAUCUGUUUAGUGUAACAGCUUGUAACAAAUGUGGUCCUGGAGAACCGGCAUACAUUGAUGAGCCAGUGAAUGUGUCCUCUCCAGCUACUGUGCCAGACCCGCCAGAGAACCUGAAAUGGAGAGACAAAUCUGCAAAAGGUAUCUUCCUGUUAUGGGAACCUCCUAGGUACGAUGGCGGAGCUCCUAUCAAGGGCUACAUUGUUGAUAAGUGCCAGCGUGGCACUGAUAAAUGGGAAGCCUGUGGAGAUCCAAUGCCUGAGCUGAAGUUCCAAGUGACUGGACUUCGUGAGGGACAAUGGUAUGCCUAUCGGGUAAGGGCAGUGAACAGGCUUGGAGCUAGCAGACCAUGUAAGGCCACAGAUGAGAUCCUUGCUGUUGAUCCUAAAGAACCUCCAGUGAUUGAGUUGGAUGUAAAACUGCUUGCUGGCUUGACUGCCAAGGCUGGCACUAAGAUUGACCUUCCAGCAGAUGUUCUAGGAAAGCCAGACCCUAAAGUCAAAUGGACCAAGGCUGACCUUGUCUUGAAGCCAGAUGACAGGAUCACCAUUGAAUCUAAGCCUGGCCACACUUCUGUAUCUAUUGCUAAUACAACCAGGGCCGAUACAGCCACCUAUAUUAUUGAGGCAGUCAACACCUGUGGUCGUGCCACUGCCACAGUUGAAGUCAGCAUUCUUGAUAAGCCUGGUCCCCCAGCUGCUUUCGAUAUUUCUGAUAUCACCAAUGAGUCCUGCUGUUUGGCCUGGAAUGCCCCCAGAGAUGAUGGUGGUUCUCCUGUGACCAACUACAUUGUGGAAAUGAGGCCCCUGGAAAAAGAACAGUGGCAGAAGCUUUCUGCUACAGUCAAGCAAACCAUUUUCAAUGUUUGCAAACUGGUGCCUAUGAAGGAGUAUGUCUUUAGGGUAUCUGCUGAGAAUCAGUAUGGCAUUGGUGCUCCUGCAGAGCAUGUUCCAAUAAUCGCCAAGUAUUCUUUUGAGCCUCCUGGCCCCCCGAUUAGAGUGCAGCCCUCUGAUAUCUCAAAAGAUGCUGUUACUCUGACCUGGCUUGAACCUGAUGAGGAUGGUGGAAGUCCCAUCACUGGCUACUGGGUUGAAAGAUUUGACCCAGAAAGCGACAAAUGGAUCAAAUGCAACAAGUUACCUGUUAGUGACACUACACUGAGAGUAAAAGGCUUGCCCACUAAGAAGAAGUAUAGAUUCCGUGUUAUGGCUGAGAAUCUUGCAGGAUUUGGAAGGCCUAGUGCUGAGACUGAUCCUGUCUUGAUUAAAGAUCCUAUUGAUCCUCCAUGGGCCCCUGGCAAACCAUAUAUCAAAGACAUUGCUAAAACGUCCGCAUUUUUGCAAUGGACAAGACCAGAGCAUGAUGGUGGUGCCAAGAUUGAGUCUUAUGUGAUUGAGCUGCUCAAGAGUGGGACUGAGGAAUGGGUUCGUGUUGCUGACAAUGUGUCCAUGUUGGAGCACUUAGUAAAAGGACUGAUGGAGAAGCAGGAAUACAGCUUCCGUGUCAGAGCUGUGAAUGUUGCUGGAGAGAGUGAACCCAGUGAUCCAAGUGACCCUGUUGUGUGCAAGGAAAGACUUUAUCCUCCAUCUCCACCACGCUGGCUUGAGGUCACUAACAUUUCAAAGAUUGACUGUGAACUGAAAUGGACUGAACCAGAUAACGAUGGUGGUUCUCCAAUCACAAACUAUGUUGUUGAGAAGAGAGAUGUGAGACGGUGGACAUGGCAAACUGUGGAUACCACAGUGAAAGACACAAAGUACACUGUCACUCCACUUAAUGAGGGAUCUCUCUAUGUGUUCCGUGUGGCAGCUGAGAAUGCAGCUGGUGUGAGUGAAUUCCUUGAGCUAGAAGACUCCGUUCUAGCAAAGGAUACUUUUACUACUGCUGGACCCCCUUAUGCUUUGACUGUGGUUGAAGUGUCCAAGAGACAUGUUGACCUGAAAUGGGAGCCUCCCAACAGCGAUGGUGGAAGACCAAUUACAAGAUAUGUUAUUGAAAAGAAGGAGAAAGUGGGUACCCGCUGGUUAAAGUCUGGAAAGACAGCAGGCCCAGAAUGCAAGUACAGGGUGACUGAUGUUGAUGAGGGUACAGAGGUGCAGUUCCAGGUUCGAGCUGAAAAUGAGGCUGGAGUUGGAGAACCCAGUGAACCCACAGAAGUCAUUACCAUUGAGGAUCCUAUAAGUGUACCUUCUCCUCCAGUUGAGGUUAAGGUUAUUGAUUCCAGCAGAGAGCAUAUCAACAUCACAUGGAGAGCACCGGAGAAGAAUGGGGGAAGUCCUGUUACUGGCUAUCAUGUUGAGCUAGCAGAGGCUGACACAGAGAAAUGGAUGAGAAUCAAUGCUCGUCCAGUCAAAGUGCUCAGGUUCAAGGCUGAAGAUGGUGUCAUUCCUGAGAAACAAUAUGUUCUUAGGGUUCGUGCCAUCAAUGCUGUUGGAGUCAGUGAUCCUUCUGAGAUGUCUGAUAAGGUCUUUGCUAAAGACCCUGACUGUGUACCAACCAUUGAUUUGCAGACCCAAGAUAUUGUGGUUGUUGAGGGUGAGAAGAUGAAUAUAAAAAUCCCAUACAGAGCAAUUCCCAAACCUUCAAUGGUUUGGAAGAAGGAAGAUACAGAGCUGAGGGCUGGUGACAGGCUCACCUUGACAUGUGAACUCAAGAGCAUUCAGCUUGAGCUCCUCAAGUGCAAGCAUGAAGAUGCUGGUGUCUACACUGUCACUCUUGAGAACAGUCUGGGUUCAGCUACAGGAACAGUUAAUGUUAAAGUGAUUGGUCUGCCAGGACAAUGUAAGAGCAUCUCUCCAAGUGAAGCCACCAAGAACUCCUGCAAAAUAUCGUGGGAACCACCAGAUAAUGAUGGUGGUAGCCCAAUUUUGCACUAUAUACUAGAGAGAAGAGAGUCUCAGAAGAAGACAUAUAUGCCUGUAUUGUCUGGAGUCAAUGUUCUGGAUUUUGUGAUCAAGGACCUCAUGGUCAACAGUGAAUAUUACUUCAGAGUAAAGGCUGUUAACAGAAUUGGUAGUGGAGAAUAUCUUGAGCUUCAAAACCCUGUUAUCUGUGAGGAGAAGAAGCAGCGACCUGAUCCACCAGUUGAGGUUGAGGGACACAAUCCUACCUCUCAGUCCAUUACUCUUAAGUGGAAUCCACCACCCUAUGAUGGUGGCUGCCCAAUUACUGGGUACAUUCUUGAGAAGAUAGAGAAGGAUGGUGACAAAUUUGAACGAUGUGUUCCAAAUCUGGUGCCUGGUUUCUCCUACACCAUCACUGGCUUGACAGAGGGCAAAGAGUACCAGUUCCGUGUCCGUGCAGAGAACAUUGCUGGAGAAAGUGACCCAUCCCGCAGCACACCCCCCAUUAUAGCUGCUGACCCUGUCGAUCCACCAAAGGUAUCACUACAUGCACGCAUUGUAACUGGCAUCAGUGCCAGGAAGGGUGAAGAGUUUAGGUUGGAUGCCCAUAUUUCUGGAUCUCCAUACCCCACUGUGACAUGGCUCAGGAAUGAUGAGAAUGUCCAAAAGGUUGUCAAAAAGAAGCCAGAACGCUUUGUGAGAAAGAGGAAGACCAAAGCUUCCCAUCCUGAACCUGAGGAGGAGUUCCAUCCUCCACUUUCAGAUCGUCUGUCAUUUGACCAGAGCAAGAGAGGCGAAACUGCAAUGAUGGUGCGUGAUGCCGUCAGAGCUGACCAUGGACUUUUCACCAUCAGGGUUGAGAAUAUUCAUGGUUUUGCAACGGCAUCAUGUGAUGUUAAUGUUCUUGAUAAACCUGGUCCACCAGUGAACUUUGGAUUUGACGAGAUCAGGAACAACUCUGUCAUUUGCACUUGGGAUGCACCACUUGAUGAUGGUGGCAGUGAGAUCAUCAAUUACAUCCUGGAGAAGAAAGACAACACCACUGAUGAAAUUGGCUGGGUUACAGUUACUUCAACCCACAAAGGAUACAACUACCCUGUGACAAAACUCAUUGAAGGAAAGGAGUAUAUUUUCAGAGUCAAAGCUGAAAACAAGUUUGGCUGUGGCCUACCACUCUAUUCUGAGCCACUUCUUGCAAAGAACCAAUUUGAGCCUCCUGAUGCUCCUAACAUGCCAAGAAUAGGAGAAGUCACUGCCACUACUGUUGCUCUUUCUUGGCAUGAGCCUAAGGACAAUGGCAGCCCCAUCUUGGGAUAUUGGAUUGAAAGACGUGAGGUCAACAGCAAAUACUGGACCAGAGUGAACCGCAACCUUCUUAGCUCGCUGACAACCAAAGUUGAGGGACUUAUGGAAGGCCUGGUGUAUGUCUUCAGGGUUUGUGCUGAGAAUCUUGCUGGUCCUGGAGAAUUUAGUGUUCCAACUGAUCCUGUGGUUGCAAAGGAUGCAAUCAUGACACCUGGACCACCUGUGCCAAGAAUUGUUGAUACUACAAAUUCAACAGUUGAAAUUGCUUGGGUUCCUCCAUUGUACAAUGGUGGCGGAGAUAUUCUUGGAUAUCAUGUUGAACGCUGUCUUGUGGGAGAUAAGGAAUGGGUCCGCAGCACUGAGUUCAGAUGCAAGGAAUGCAAAUAUACCUUGACUGGAUUAACUGAGGGAGCAGAUUAUAACAUUCGUGUGUACGCUGUAAAUGAUGCUGGCCAUGGAGUCCCAGGAAUGACUGAACCUGUUCAAGUCAAGGAACCUGAAAAGGCCCCGGAAAUUGAGUUUGAUAUCUCUGUAAGGAAAGGAGUUAUUGUAAAAGCUGGAGGGACCCUGCGCAUCCCAGCUGUUGUUGUUGGCAGACCCAUACCAGCAGUGAAAUGGACCAAAGAUGAUGCUGAACCUGAUAAGGAUCGUGUUGUCAUUGAAUCUGACAAAAACUGCAGCACUCUAAGCAUCAAGAAUGCUUUGAGAACUGACCAUGGCAAAUAUGAGAUCACAGGAACAAACUCCUGUGGAACAAAGUCUGCUUUUAUUAAGGUUGAUGUAAUGGAUGUUCCUGGGCCCGUGGUUGAUCUCAAAACGGUUAAUGUGACCAAGAAGAUGAUCUCACUUACCUGGUCUGAUCCUCUUGAUAAUGGCGGAAGUGACAUUAUAGGAUAUAUAGUUGAGAGAAAAGAUGCUAAGAUGCAUAUCUACAGACAACCCCUGGAAACUGCUACAUGCAAAUGUGACAUUAUUGGUCUUCUUACUGGUGAAGAAUAUAUGUUCCGUGUGGUUGCAAGGAACAAGUUUGGCCUUGGUGCACCUGUUGAACUAGGACCUGUUCUUGCCAUGGAUCCUAAAGGUGUUCCAUCUGCCCCAGAGAAGUUUCACUACACUGCAAGGACCAAGAACACUGUUACACUUGCUUGGCUGCCUCCUCGCAGUGAUGGUGGUGCACCAAUCAUAGGCUAUUAUGUUGAAAAAAAGAGAGAAGAUGGUGAUGAAUUUGAAAUUGCCAAUCGUCAGAUGUGCAGAGAACCCACUGUUACAGUGGAAAAUCUAAAUGAGAACAUGAUGUAUGAGUUCAGAGUGAUGGCUGUCAAUGAGGUUGGAAAUGGUGAACCAUCCAGAAUAAUCAGUGUCCAUGUUCGAGAUGAUGAACGUGCACCAAUUGUGAAGUUUCUGAAGUACUUCCAGGCUUACAAUAUUACUGCAAAGAAGGGAGGAGCUAUUGAUAUCCCUGUGGAAAUUGUUGGACUUCCUUUACCGACCUAUGAAUGGACAAAGAAUGGAGUUGUUCUUGACAAAUCCACAGAGGCCAUGACUCUUGAAUCAGAGGAGAUUGACAGACAAACAAUCCACACCAAGAUUACCAUUCCUGUAACAGUGAGGCCAGACACAGGCUCAUAUAAGUUAUCUGCCAGAAAUAGUCAUGGAACAGGUCAACAAAUUCUCAAAGUUGACAUACUGGAUCGUCCCACACCACCACGGAACAUUGUGAUCUCUGAUGUCAAGGGUGAGUCUUGCUAUCUCACUUGGGAUGCUCCUGAAGACAAUGGAGGAAGUGACCUCACUAACUAUAUUAUUGAGAAGAGGGAUGCCAGCAAGAAAAAGUCUGACUGGGAGCAGUUAACAUGCUGCGUUGUAGAUAGACGCUAUGGGGUAUAUAAGCUUGAGGCCUAUGGCACUUUCCAGUUCCAGAUCAAAGCUGAGAACAAGUAUGGAGUUAGUGAUGGUUGUGAAUCAGAAAGAGUUGUCCUCAAGGAUCCAUUUGGUCUUCCUGGCCCACCCCUGAGACCGAAAAUUAUUCGACACAAUCGCUCAUCCAUGGUAGUAACAUGGGAACCUCCAAAGGACAAUGGUGGAUCAACCAUUCAGGGUUACUGGCUUGAGAAAAGAGAGAGAGGAGCUGUGUACUGGACUCGUAUUAACAGGGCUUCGAUCACAAAGCCAGCUGUUAAGGGUUUAGAGUACAAUGUGCAGCACUUAAUCGAAGGUAUUGAGUAUCAGUUCCGUGUGAUGGCACAAAAUGCUGCCGGCAUUGGACCCCCGAGUGAGGCAACAGAAAGUGUGUUUGCCCUUGAUCCAAGACAUCCACCAAGCCAACUAUCAGCACCUGAAGUAAAGGACAAGACAACAAGCAGUGUGACUCUGGGCUGGUCCCAACCAGAGAAGGAUGGUGGAAGCCCAGUCAAGGGUUACAUCGUUGAGGUCCAGGAUGAAGGAUCACAUGAGUGGAGAAGAGUGAAUGAACCUGAUAAGCUGAUUCCCACUCCUGCAUAUACUGUGACAGGACUGAAAGAGAAUAGGAAAUGUAGAUUCAGGAUUGUUGCUGUAAAUGCCGCUGGCGAGUCAGAGCCAAGUCCCAGGACUGCUGACACCCUUAUACAGGACAUCCUGGAGGAUCCCAUCAUUACAUUGGGAGUGGACGCUGAAGAUCUUCUUUCUUGUCGUGCUGGAACAACCAUCAAAAUCCCUGCCACCAUAACAGGAAAGCCUGUUCCAAAGGUCACAUGGGAAUAUGAUGGAACUGCCCCAACAGAGAAGAAGAAUGAGCAGCACACUCUUCCAGUGGCUUCACAGGUCUCACAGACCGAUACCACAUCAGAAGUUAAUAUCCCUGAGUGUAAGCUCAUACACUCUGGACGCUAUAUCAUUACUGCUUCUAACAAAGCUGCAACAAAAUCAGUUAAAGUCCGUGUGACCGUCCUUGAUUUUCCUGGGCCUCCAAAGGAACUUAAAAUCACAGAUAUCACACGAAGUACAUGCAGACUUACAUGGAAGCCCCCAGAUAAUGAUGGUGGUGAAAGAAUCCAGAGCUACUACAUUGAGAAAAAGACAGUUGAAGGAAAAGCCUGGACAAAGGUUAACCCAGCCUGUGCCAGUCUGUCAUUUGUAGUUCCAGACCUUAAUGAGGGGCAGGACUACUUAUUCCGUAUUCGAGCAGAGAAUCGAUUUGGUAUGGGACCUCCUUUCCAAACCUUCCAGAGAACUCGGGCAAAGGAUCCCAUCCGUCCCCCUGAUGCACCUACAAGAGUUAAAAUUGUGGACGUAUCCAAGGGUACAGUGACACUGACGUGGAAACCACCCAAAAAUGAUGGUGGUUCCCCUGUAACUCACUACAUUGUUGAACGCCUCUGGUGGGACUCUAGUGGAGAGCAGAAAGAGUCAUGGAGGCAAUGCAAUAGACGUGACAUUGAUACCACCACCUUCAAAGUGGAGGACCUACAUGAGGGUGCUGAGUAUGAAUUCCGUGUCAAAGCUGUAAAUGAAGUUGGUGCCGGUAGACCAUCCUCCACGGCAGGACCCAUCAUUGUUAAGGAUCAGACAAGAGCACCUUCAAUUGAGCUUGAAGAGUUCAUGGAAGUUGAACAAGGCACAGAUAUUAACAUUGUCGCUAAAAUCAAGGGAUGUCCAUUCCCCACCCUUACUUGGCAGAAGGCCCCACCGCACAAACGUGAUGACAAGGAUGAUAUUGUAUAUGAUGAACAUAUCAACAAGCUUGUGUCUGAUGAUAGCUGCACAUUGCUGAUCCAGCAGGGCAAGCGUUCAGACACUGGUCUCUACACACUCACUGCCAGCAACAGCCUAGGCAAGAUCUCAAAAGAGAUGAGACUAAAUGUUUUAGGACUUCCUGGAGCUCCUUCAGCACCAAUUAAAUUUGAGGAGAUUCAUGCUGAACAUAUUACUCUGUCAUGGCUGCCUCCCAUAGAUGAUGGUGGCUCUAAAAUUACUAACUAUGUUAUUGAGAGACGUGUUGCCAAUAGAAAGACGUGGAUUCCUGUCCCCGGUGCAUCCAAAGAGCGCAUAUUCACAGUGGAGAGUCUGAUGCCAGGCCAUGAGUAUGUAUUCCGCAUCAGGGCUCAGAAUAAAUAUGGAGUUGGUGAUCCACUUGACAGUGAACCAGAGGUUGCUAGGGAUAUUUUCACUGUCCCUGGUCAAUGUGAGAAGCCAACCCUCUCAAGCGUUAAAAUGGACUCAAUGACAGUGAACUGGGAAGAGCCUGAAACAGAUGGUGGUAGUCCAAUUACUGGCUACUGGCUUGAGCGUAAAGAAACAACAGCGAAGCGCUGGAACAGAGUAACCCGUGAUCCAAUCAGGCCCAUGCCUCUUGGUGUGUCCCACCAUGUCACAGACCUCAUUGAAGGAUGUCAGUACUUGUUCCGGGUGACUGCCGUCAAUGCAGCAGGAUGUGGGCCUCCAAGUUUGCCAUCAGACCCAACAUUUGCCAGAGAUCCUAUUGCUCCUCCUUCACCACCAACCCCCAAGAUUACUGACUGGACAAAGUCAACAGUUGACUUGGAAUGGAUUCCACCUCUGAAGGACGGGGGAUCAAAGAUCAUGGGUUACUAUGCUGAAUACAAAGAGGAAGGCACAGAGACUUGGGUCAAGGCCAAAGAAAAAGAAAUUAGAGGAACCAAGUUUGUAAUCACUGGAUUGAAAGAAAAUGGAUUUUACAAAUUCAGAGUUUUGGCAUUCAAUGCUGCUGGACUGGGUGAACCAGGAGAGGUUGCUGAAGUUCUUGAAAUGAAGGACAGAAUUGUUGUCCCUGUGAUUGAGCUAGAUGUGUCAAUGAAGGAAAAGAUGAUCAUUCAUGCCGGUGGUGUUAUACGCAUAAUAGCAUAUGUAUCAGGUGUGCCUGCACCCACAAUCACCUGGAACCGAGAUAGUGCAGCUGUUCCACCAGAGGCUGUUGUAGAGACCACAUCAAUCAGCACCUCAUUAGUAAUGAAGAAUUGCACCAGAAAGCAACAAGGUGUUUAUAGUUUAACAGCAAUGAAUGCAGGAGGAGAAGUGAAAAAGACUGUCUCUAUUAAGGUUAUUGAUGUCCCUGGUCCAGUUGGCAUACCUUUCAUGUCAGAUAAUCUCAGCAUUGACUCAUGCAAACUGACCUGGUUCUUCCCUGAUGAUGAUGGUGGUUCUCCCAUUUCUAAUUACAAAAUUGAGAAACGUGAAGCUGAACGCGCAAAUUGGACGGCAUGCUCUUAUAAUGCUGCCAGGCAAAGUGCUGUGGUUUAUAAUCUGGUUUUAGGGAAAGGAUAUUUCUUCAGAGUUGCAGCUGAAAAUGCAGUUGGAAUUGGUCCAUUUCGUGAAACUGCAUGUGAAAUUAUCGUCAAGGAACGUCUCACUGUGCCAGACCGUCCCGAGGAACUUGAAGUCACUGCUGUCACUAAAGACUAUAUUAGUUUAGCAUGGAAACCACCAAAGAAUGAUGGAGGAUGUGAUGUGACAUCCUACAUCCUGGAAGCACGCACGAUUGGGAAAGACAAGUUUGUCAGAUUGACCAAAGAGGAGCUGAUGGAUAGAAAAUUCACAUAUGACCUCCUCAGAGAGGGUGAAAGCUAUGAAUUCCGUGUCCGUGCCGUUAACGAAAUUGGUCAGGGCAAGCCAUCUUUCUGCACUAAAGCAAUCACAUGCAAAGAUGAGCUUGAGCCCCCAACUAUUGAACUAGACUUCCGUGACAAGUUUAUUGUCCGUGUUGGUGAAAGCUUUGCUCUGCAGGGACGUUAUUCAGGAAAACCAGCUCCUUCUGUCAUAUGGUCAAGAGAUGAUCAGGAUCUGAAAGAAGAUAAACAUGUUCAGUUCAAAACUACUCCCACCACAAUGUGUCUUGGCAUUAUCAAAGCUAAGCGUGAACACAGUGGCAGAUACUGUGUAACAAUUGAAAACUGCACUGGAUCUCGUAAAGGCAUUUGCAAUGUCACUGUUGUUGACCGCCCAUCACCACCAGAAGGUCCAGUUGUCUUUGAGGAAGUCCACAGAAAUCAUAUGAUAAUUUCUUGGAAUCCCCCUCUUGAUAAUGGUGGAUGUGAAAUUUCUAACUACAUCAUUGAAAAGAGAGAUGUUAACAGGGACAUAUGGACAACUGUAACGUCUGCCACCACAAAAACAACCUGCAAAGUGCCCAAGCUGGUGGAAGGUCGUGAAUACAUCAUGAGAAUUAGUGCUGAGAAUAUGUAUGGCAUCAGUGACCCACUGGAAUCUGAAGAGAUGAAGGCUAAGGAUCUUUUCAGAGUUCCUGAGGCACCAGAGGAGCCUACAGUUAAAGAUGUUUUCCAUGACUCUGCCCUGGUGAUUUGGAACCGCCCUCGUGAUGGUGGGAAGCCUAUUACUAACUACAUUUUGGAAAAAAAGGAGCCCUCAGCUAAUAGAUGGUCCCGUGCAACUAGAGAUCGCAUCUAUCCUGCAACGCAAUAUAGGGUACAGGAUCUCACUGAAGGUUGUGAAUAUGAAUUCCGUGUCUCAGCAGAAAAUGAAAUUGGCACCGGAGACCCAAGCCCUCCAUCCAAACCUAUUAGAGCCAAGGAUCCCAUUGUUCGGCCUAGCCCACCUGUGCUACCUGAGGCUGUUGACAAAACAAAGGAUUCCGUUAGUUUGAAAUGGCAUGUUCCUCGUCAUGAUGGCAAAGGCAAAAUCUUUGGAUACCUUAUUGAGUAUCAGAAGCCUGGUGCAAUUGAAUGGAUGCAAGCCAAUGUGACUCCAGAAUCAUGCCCAGAUACCAACUUUGUUGUGAAAAACCUCCCAGAGGGUGGAGAAUUCAGUUUUAGGAUUAUGGCUGUGAAUGCAGCUGGAAAAUCAGACCCUGCUUAUGUAAAGGAACCAGUAAAAGUGCAUGACAGGAUUGAGGCGCCAGAGUUGCUGCUGGAUGCCAAUAUGUCUCGUGAUCACCUGGCCAUGAUUGGAACAGAUAUAACUCUAAGUGCUGUGAUUAAGGGCAUUCCAACUCCUACUGUGUCUUGGAAGAAAAAUGAUGGAGAGGUUCCAGCUCAUUGUAUUAUUGAAGUUACAGAAAGUGGAAGUAAACUGCACAUAAAGAAAUCUACCCGUGCUGACUGUGGCAACUAUACCAUAACCAUUCAAAAUAUAGCUGGUACAAAGACAGCAACAUGCACAGUGCUUGUUCUUGAUAAACCUGGACCUCCAAGGAAUCUUGCUAUCUCUGAGGUGACAAGUGAAUCAGCUUAUCUAACCUGGCAAAAACCAGAAGAUGAUGGUGGGGCUGUGAUCUCUCACUAUGUUGUGGAGAAAAAAGAUGUUGCUGCUGAGAAGUGGGUCCCAGUGUGUGCCUCAUGUAAAAAGCUUAGCCUCAUGGCUCUAUACCUGAUGGAAGGUGUUCAGUAUUUAUUCCGUGUCGCAGCUGAGAAUCAGUUUGGAAGAAGUGCAUAUAUUGUAACCAACAAGCCUAUCAAGGCAGUUGAUCCUCUUUAUCCACCUGGCCCUCCAAAGAAUCUCCACCAUGUUGAUGCAGAAAAAACAGAAGUAUGGCUUGAGUGGGAGUGGCCUGAUCGUACUGGUGGAAGUGAAAUCACUGGAUUUAUCGUUGAGUAUCAAGAAGAGGGAGCUGCUGACUGGAUCAACUUCAAGACUGUCAGCAGUCCUCACUGCCAUGUCACAAGACUUGAGGAGGGAAAAACAUAUAGAUUCCGAGUAAAAUCACAAAAUGCUAUUGGCAUUAGCCAACCAGAUACAAGUGUACCAAUUACUUGUCAGGAGAAGACCUUGGCACCAUCUAUUGAAGUUGAUGUGAAGCUCAUUGAAGGUCUUAUUGUGAAGGCUGGUAGCACAAUUGUACUCCCUGCAGUCAUGAAAGGAAUACCAGUUCCAACAGCCAAAUGGUUAAGUGAUGGCAAUGAGCUUAAAACUGAAGGAAAAUACAAAAUUGACACUGAAGAAACUUCAACAGUUUUAAGGAUUAGUGAUUGCACUAGGAAUGAUGGUGGAGAAUAUAUUCUCACUGUUUCAAAUCCUGCAGGAAGCAAGUCAGUUGCUCUUCAUGUAACAGUCCUUGAUCUGCCUGGUCCCCCAAUUGGACCUGUCAAUAUUCUUGAAGUUACUCCUGAUCAUAUGGUCAUCCAGUGGCGUCCACCUAAAGAUGAUGGUGGUACGCCAUUGAUGAACUACAUUGUUGAAAAGAAAGAUGUCAAGAAGCCUUGGGAGCCAUGGUCUGUUGUAAGAUCUGGAAGUAUUACCACAACAGCUAAGGUUCCACGUUUAGAUAAAGGUCGUGAAUAUAUUGUACGCAUUCGUGCUGAGAACAAGAUUGGCAUUGGAGCUGCUCUAGAAAGUCCUCCCACUAUCGCCAAGCAUAUGUUUGAUCCACCAGGUCCUCCAGGAUCACCAACAUGUUCUGAUGUCACAGAAAAUGCUGUGACAGUGUCAUGGACUGCACCAACUACUGAUGGUGGAAGUCCAGUCAGUGGCUAUAUUGUAGAACGUAGGGAGAUGACUGGUAAAUGGAUUAGAGUAAAUAAAACCCCAGUCUUAGAUCUUAGAUACAGAGUCUCUGGUCUGUUUGAGGGCAAUAGCUAUGAAUUUAGAGUUUUUGCUGAGAAUGUUGCUGGUGUAAGCAAGCCAUCCUACCCUUCAAAUCCAGUAAAAGCAACACGCCCAAUUACUCCUCCUGGACCACCAAGUAACAUAAAAUUGAAGGAUUGGAGCAAGUCAUAUGCAGAUUUGGUGUGGACGAAGCCUAACAGAGACGGUGGUAGCCCUGUUUUGGGCUAUGUUGUUGAGUGUCAGAAAUCAGGUUCUGCACAGUGGGACAGAAUCGGUAAGGAUCUCAUCAAGCAAUGUGCAUUUAGGGUACCUGGCCUUACUGAAGGUACAGAGUACAGAUUCCGCGUUAGAGCAUCUAAUAAGGCUGGGGAUGGAGAACCAAGAGAGCUGCCAGAAGCGAUGCUUGCUAAGGACAUCCUUGUUCCUCCAGAGGUAACUGUUGAUGUUGCAUGUCGUGACCUUGUAACUAUUCGGGCAGGACAGAUCAUAAACCUUGUGGCUCGAGUUAAAGGCAGACCUGAUCCUGAAAUUACCUGGACUAAGGAUGCCAGACCUUUAGGCAGAGACAAGCGUACAGAGAUGAUCAACAACUAUCCUGUUGUUGAGCUGGUCAUUCAGGAUGCAAUUAGAGGGGACUAUGGAAAAUAUGCAAUUCAGGCUAAGAAUAGCAGUGGUCAGGCUCAAGCUACAAUUAUUGUUAAUGUGCUUGAUACACCUGGAGCUUGCCAGAACUUGAAAGUUGCAUAUGUGACCAAAGACUCCUGUAUGGUGUCUUGGGAAAAUCCAGAGGACAGUGGUGGUACUGAAAUUACAAAUUACAUAAUUGAAUACCGUCAUCCCAAUCAAAGGACGUGGACACUAGUUUCAUCUGAUUGCACCAAACGCCUUAUAAAGGCUCCACUCCAUGAGAACUGCGAAUAUUUCUUCCGUGUGAGUGCAGAGAACAAAAUUGGUGCUGGACCACCAACAGAAACAAAAACAGCAGUCCUUGCUGUUGAUCCAGUUGAUAAACCUAGUGAACCAGAGAAUUUCCAUAUUUCAGAAAUUGGGAAAACAUUUGUCUUCCUCAAAUGGAAGAAGCCAGAAAAUGAUGGUGGUAGCCGCAAUAUUACAUAUCAUGUUGAAAAGAAACCAAAAGAUGCAGAGGAAUGGGAAAGACUUCAUAAAGGUGCUAUUAAGGAAACAUAUUUCAUGGCUGAUAGAUGUAUAGAAAACCAAAUAUAUCAGUUUAGAGUACAAGCAAAAAAUGAGGGAGGUGAAAGCAAUUGGGUGACUACAGCAGAGGUUCUUGUAAAGGAGACACUAGUUGUACCAGAGAUAAAAGUCAAGUUGGAAGGUGUUCUUGUAGUCAAAGCUGGGGAUUCAAUUCCAAUUGAGGCAGAGGUUAAAGGCAAACCACAACCUGAUGUGAAAUGGAUUAAAGAGGGUGACACUGCAGAUAUUAGCAGAAGUCCUCGACUUCAAGUUGAAUCUGGUGUGAACUUCUCUAAAUUCCUGCUCUUAAAUGCAAAACGCACAGAUACUGGAAAAUAUCUUGUCAGUGCAACAAAUGCUGCUGGAUCCAGCACAGCUGAGGCUAAAGUGAAUGUUCUUGAUAAACCUGGACCUAUUAGAGACCUGAAGGUGUCUGGGAUUUCAGUGGAUAGAUGCAAAUUGACAUGGGAAGUACCUGAGGAUGAUGGUGGAUGUGAAAUCUAUAACUACAUUAUUGAAAAAUGUGAGACAAAGAGAGGUGUCUGGUCCAUCCAUUCCUCUGCCGUUGUAACCAAUUCUGCUAAUGUAACUCGUCUCAUUGAAGGAAGUGAAUAUAUCUUUAGAGUAAGAGCAGAGAACAAGAUGGGAGCUGGUCCUGCUGUAAACACAGAAUCUAUUGUUGCAAGGACCCAGUUCAGUAGACCAGAUGCGCCAGAUGUUCCUGAGGUGACCAAAAUUACAAAGGAUGAAAUGACAGUUAUAUGGUGUUCUCCUGACAAUGAUGGUGGAAAACCUGUCACUGGUUAUAUUCUUGAGAAGAAAGAAGAACAUGGUGUUAGAUGGACUCCAGUUACUAAAUCUCCUAUUGCAGCAACACAUAUGACAGUAACAGGGCUGUUGCCCAAUCAUGAAUAUCAGUUCCGUGUCAAGGCUGAGAAUGAGAUUGGAAUUAGUGAUGCAAGCAAACCAUCUAGAACAUUCACUGCAAGAGAUCCUGUUGGGCCUCCUGGUCCUGUCAGGGACUUAAAGGUUACUGACAGUUCAAAGACAUCAAUCACUCUUGGGUGGACAAAGCCUACACAUGAUGGUGGUGCUCCACUCAUUGGAUAUGUUGUUGAGCUCCGGGUCAAGGGUACAGGCAAGAAGGGAGAUGAAGGAUGGAAGCGGUGCAAUGUGGCAGCCCAGCUGACUGGCACAGAGUUCACAGUCACAAGUUUGGAUGAAAAUCUUGAGUAUGAAUUCCGCGUUUCUGCACAAAACCAGAUUGGCUUGAGCCAACCAACUAAUCUUGAGGGAGUGGUCUCACCACGGGAUAUCUUUGAGGCUCCUGAACUUACUUUGGAUGCUGAACUGAAGAAAGGUCUUACAAUUAGAGCAGGAUGUCCAAUACGAUUAGUUGCAACUGUGAGGGGACGACCACCACCUACAGUGCUAUGGAGGAGGAUGGGAAUUGAUAAUGUUGUCAAGAAGGGUCAUGUGGAUCUCAUUGACACAAUGACAUUCCUUGUCAUCUCUGACACCACUCGCGAUGAUUCAGGCAAAUACUCACUGACUGUAACUAGCCCAGCAGGGGAAAAGGCAGUGUUUGUCAAUGUCAAAGUACUUGACACACCAGGGCCUGUUGUUGGCCUGGACGUCUCAGACAUCACAGUGGUGUCUUGCAAACUUUCAUGGUCCCCACCAGAAAACGAUGGGGGCAGUGAAGUGACUCAUUACAUUGUUGAGAAGCGUGAAAUCGAUCGCAAGACUUGGGCUACAGUUAAAGCCAACGUGGACAAAACAACAUUUAAUGUCAGUAAUCUUGUACGAGGAACAGAAUAUUACUUCAGAGUCACAGCUGUAAAUGAGUAUGGUCCAGGAGUUCCAAAAGCCACACCAAGAUCCUAUCUGGCCUCUGAUCCUAUUAGCAAGCCUGACCCCCCCCAGAAAGUUGAUGUUUUGGAGAUUACUAAGAACAGUGCAAAGGUGGGAUGGGUGAAACCAAUGAGAGAUGGUGGAGCUAAGAUUGAUGGUUACAUAAUUGAGUACCUUGAACUUCCUAAGCCUAAACUGCCCAAAGAACCAGUGGCAGGUGAAGGUGAGAAAGAGCCUCUUGUGGAGCCUGUGCCCCCACCACCAAAAGUCAUUGAGAAAGAACCAAAGGAAGGAAAGAAAGAAGAAUGGACACCAUAUACUGUAGUCAAAGAUUUAUGUAUCUCUGUGGUUGGGCUAAAGGAAGGAAGGAAAUAUCGCUUCAGAGUGGCUGCACGAAAUUCCAUGGGAGCUAGUCUUCCCACUGAAACAAAAGAAGCAUAUGAGAUCAAAGAACAAAUGUUGGCACCCAAGGUUAUCAUGCCUGAGCUUAUCACUGCAAAGGCUGGAGCAAAAGUGAGAGUUGAAGCUCUCAUUUCUGGAAAGCCAGCACCAGUGUGCCAGUGGAAGCGUGGAGAUGACAAUGUGGUCCCCUCAAGUCGUCUUGCAGUGCACAAGUCCCAGAACUUGUGUGUACUCAUCAUAAAGGAUCUUUCAAGAACAGACAGUGCUCAAUAUAGCCUUGUUGCGGAGAAUAGCUCAGGCAAAGUGGAACAAGUUAUGAAAAUUGUUGUUAGAGAUAUUCCUGGACCACCUGAGCCCCCAUUUGAAAUCAGUGACAUUGACUCUGAUGCCUGCACACUUUGUUGGAAUAAGCCACUCGAAGAUGGUGGUAGUAAUAUCACUAACUAUGUUGUGGAGAAAUGUGAUGUUACCAGAGGUGAUUGGGUAACUGCCGUUUCCAGUUGUGGCAAGACUGGCUGCAGAGUUGGAAAACUUGUUCCUGGAAAGGAGUAUAUCUUCCGUGUUCGUGCAGAGAACCGCUUUGGCAUUUCAGACCCCAUUACAUCUGAAAGGAUGAUAGCUAAAUUCCCCUUUGAUGUUCCUAGUGAACCCUUGAACUGCCGCAUCACAAAGACAAACAAAGACUGCAUGUUUGUGGCUUGGGAUAACCCUGAGUCUGAUGGUGGUAGCCCUAUUACUGGAUACUACAUUGAACGCAAAGAGAGGAAUAGUCUCCUUUGGGUUAAAGCUAAUGAUUCAGUUGUUCGCACAACUGAGUAUCCUUGUGCUGGCUUAAUUGAAGGUCUGGAAUACACUUUCAGAGUAUCUGCAAUUAAUCGUGCAGGACAAGGUAAACCAAGCCAGAAGACUGAUUUUGUCACAGCAAGAACCCCUGUGGACUCUCCAGGUAAACCAGAAGUACUUGAUGUAACCAAGACAACAGUGUCACUGAUUUGGAACAAACCAAAGCAUGAUGGUGGAAGCAAGAUCAUUGGUUAUUAUGUCGAGGCCUUGAAGCUUCCUGGAGACAAGUGGAUCCGUUGUAACAUAAGCACUCAAAAUGUACCUCGGGAAGAGUACACAGUGUCUGGAUUGGAGGAGGGUGCCCAGUACCAGUUUAGAGUUAUUGCAAAAACAGCAGUUAACAUUAGCAGGCCAUCUGAGGUCACAGACCCUGUUCUAAUAUCUGCAGAGAAUGUACCUCCUAGAAUAGAACUUUCAAUCCAGAUGAAGAAGAUGUUACCACAGAAAGCUGGGUCUGAUGUUUGCCUUGAAGCUGAAGUUUUUGGCAAACCAAUGCCUAAGGUCACAUGGAGCAAAGAUGGAAAAGUGUUGAAAGCUGAUAAGGAAUUGCAGAUAUCACAGAACAGACACCUAUUCUCGCUGAACCUUUCUAAAGUUUCAAAAAUUCAUACAGGAAAGUACACUGUUCUUGCUGAGAAUGCAAGUGGUUCUAAGACUGCAGACAUACAGCUCACAGUUUUGGAUAUACCUGGUCCACCUGCUUCUAUCAAACUUGAAGAGGUGCUUUCUGAUCGCAUAAAGUUGAGUUGGACAGCGCCACUUGCAGAUGGUGGUUCUCCAAUUACAAAUUACAUUGUUGAUAAGCGCGAGACUAGCAGGGCUAACUGGGCCCAAGUUUCUGCCAAAGUCAGUGGUGCUGUAACUGAAUUAUCUGUGGAGAAGCUGAUUAUGGGCCAUGAAUACCAGUUCCGUGUUCGAGCUGAGAACCGAUAUGGAGCUGGUAAUGCCAUCAUGUCAGAUCCUGUUGUUGCCAGGAAUCCUUUCACUGUUCCUGGAGCAUGUGAUCCACCAAUAAUUACAAACAUCACAAAAGAGAAAAUGACUGUGAGCUGGAAGGAACCCUCUAAUGAUGGCAACUCUGCCAUUCUUGGAUACAUGAUUGAGAAGCGUGAAACCAAGGAAAUCAACUGGACAAAGCUAAACAGAAAACCACUGCUAGAAAGAACGCUUGACGUCACAGGUCUCUCUGAGGGAGCUCAGUAUGAGUUCAGAGUUAUUGCAGUGAAUAAAGCUGGCCUUGGUAAACCCAGUGAACCAUCAAGUGCUGCUGCUGCAGUUGACCCUCUUCAACCACCUGGCCCACCAGUUUCCCCGAAGGUUACUGACACAAGUAAUAGCACUAUUAGCGUGUCUUGGACUAAGCCUGCAUAUGAUGGAGGAAGUGAAAUUUUGGGCUACCUUGUCGAAUGCAAGAGAACCGAUGCAACAGACUGGAUCCGAUGCAAUGUCCCAAAGAACCUGCAGGACACAUACUAUGUUGUUACUGGACUCUUACAGAAAUCAGAAUACCAACUGCGUGUUAGUGCAGUGAACAAAGUUGGCUUUAGUCAAACAUGUGAAGUCCCAGGAAAACAUUUCGCAAAGGAUGUGCUUGUUGCACCUGAGGCAGAACUUGAUGCAGAGUUGAAGGAUACUUUGGUGUUACAGGCUGGCACUCGAAUGAAACUUCAUGCCAAAAUUAAAGGUCGUCCUAUGCCAAAGGUCACCUGGGCCAAGAUGAAUACCAACAUCAAGAACCGACAAGGAAUUGUCAUCAAAGUCACAGAGAGUGACACAAUGGUUUAUGUGGAUAGAGUGAAUCGAAAUGAUGCAGGAAAAUAUAUUCUCAACCUUGAUAGUGUCAGUGGUAUGAAGAUGUACACAGUUGUUGUCAAGGUUCUUGAUACCCCUGGUCCACCAUUAAACUUAAUGGUGAAAGAGACAACAAAAGAUAGUGCAUCCAUCUUUUGGGACGAACCACUAAUUGAUGGCGGAAGUGAGAUCACAGGAUAUGUUGUAGAAAAACGUGAUGCCGAGAGAAAAGCAUGGUCCAAAGUAUCAACCACUUGUGACAAAACAUUUUUCAAUAUUGAAGAUCUGGAACCUGGUAGAUCAUACUACUUUAGAGUCAUGGCUCAGAAUAAGUAUGGGGUUGGUGAACCUGGUGAAAUAGCAGAUGCUGUCCGAGCCUCAGAACAACCUGGACCAGUCAUGGACUUCAAGGCUUUGCUUGUAACCAGGGAUUCUUGCACUCUUUCAUGGAAGAAACCUAUUUGUGAUGGUGGUAGUCGAAUCACUGCAUAUGUGCUUGAAGUUCUUAAUGGUGAGGACAAAUGGAAGGAGCUUCUAAGAUCAAAGAACAUGCAGUACAGUGCCAAAGAUCUUGUUGAAGGAAGGGAAUACAAAUACAGAGUAAUGGCAACAAAUGAUGCUGGUGUUGGUCCAGUGAGGGAGCUCACCAUUGUGGCAAAGGAUGUUAUUGUUAUGCCCAGCUGUGAUUUACGGGAUUUGCCGAACUUGAAUUACAUUGUAAAAGAAGGAAGCACCGUUCGUCUGAAAAUUCCCAUCACUGGUAAACCUGCCCCAACAGUCUCAUGGAAGAAGGGUGAAGAAGAAAAUUUGACAGACACAGGAAGAGUCUGUGUGGAAUCUACUGCUGUUAAUACCACUUUGUUGAUUCGGGAUUGCCAGAGAAGUGAUGCCUCAAAAUACACCAUCACUCUUCGUAAUAGCGCUGGUUCAAAGGAGUCCUCUAUAUUUGUCAGAGUUGUUGGCAAACCAGGAAUUUGUACAGGACCUAUCAAGUUUAAGGAAGUUACAGCUGAUGGAGCCACUUUGAAAUGGGGUGUUCCUAAAGAUGAUGGAGGAUCAGAAAUUACCAAUUACAUUCUUGAAAAGCGUGAUUCUGUUACCAAUAUGUGGGUAACUGUUUCCUCAGCAGUGGAGACCAACACCUAUAGAGUGUCAGCACUCCAUGAAGGAACAGAAUAUAUUUUCAGAGUUUCUGCAGAGAACAAAUAUGGAGUUGGUGAGGGUCUUAAAGCUGAACCUAUGAUUGCCAAGCAUCCAUUCAACGUGCCAGAUUCACCCCCUGCACCACAAAUCAUGAGUAUGUGUCAUGAUUCAGCAACCUUGGCUUGGUCUGAUCCAAGAAAAACUGGAGGUUCACCAAUCACAGGUUACCAUGUUGAAUUCAAGGAAAGAAACAGCAUGUUAUGGAAGAGAGCUAAUCCAGCACCUUUAAAAAUGAAAGAAUACAAAGUCAAAGGCUUAACUGAAGGUCUGGAGUAUGAAUUCAGAGUGAUGGCUAUAAAUUUGGCUGGUGUUGGUAAGCCAAGUCCUCCAGUUGGGCCAAUAGUUGCCUUAGAUGCUAUUGAUCCUCCUGGUAAACCUGAUGUGAUUAGCAUCACAAGAAGUACUGUGACACUUCAAUGGACUGAGCCUCAGUAUGAUGGUGGACACAGACUUACAGGCUACAUUGUUGAGAGACGUGACCUUCCUGCCAAAGUCUGGGUGAAAGCCAACCUUGUAAAUGUUGUGGAAUGUGCAUAUACUGUAACUGAUCUGCAGGAGGGUUGCAAGUUUGAAUUUAGAAUCAGAGCCAAGAACGCAGCUGGUGCAAUAAGUCCACCAUCUGAGCAAACCGACACUCUUAUGUGCAUGGAUGAAUAUGCGGCACCAGCCAUUAUAAUCGAUCCAACAGUAAAGGAAGGUCUUACAGUCAGAGCUGGAGACACAAUAAUCAUUAGAGCAACAAGUAUUAUAGGCAAACCAACACCAAUUUCAGCCUGGUCAAAAGGAGGGAAGUACUUCAAGCCAUCAGAUGUAUGCCAAAUUGAAACUACUCCUACCUCAUCUACUUUGUCAGUCAAAUAUGCUAGCAGGAAGGAUUCAGGGGAGUACACCAUUACAGCAAGCAAUCCAUUUGGUGUCAAAGAAGAGAAUGUAAAAGUGACUGUUUUGGAUGUUCCUGGAUCCCCAGGACCAAUUGAUGCAAGUGGUAUCUCAUCUGAAAAGGUUACACUGACUUGGACUCAACCUCAUGAAGAUGGUGGAUCAGCAAUUGAGCAUUAUAUUCUAGAGAAGAGAGAAACAAGCCGUCUUCUUUGGACCAUUCUGGCUGAAAAGGUUAUUGACUGCCACUUUGUGGCAAAUAAACUAAUCCAAGGAAAUGAAUAUAUUUUCCGUGUUUCAGCUGUCAAUCGUACAGGAGCAGGUGAUUUUUCGCAUUCAGAGCCAGUGAAGAUGGUGGAUAAUUAUGGUCCCCCAGGCCCUCCAGGAAGACCAGAAGUGGAAAAUAUUGGUGGAAAGACUUCAACCAUUACAUGGAAGAGACCAGCUGAUGAUGGAGGAAGCGAUAUUUUAGGUUACAUGGUUGAGAAAAAGGAAAGGAAGGGCAUGAGGUGGUCACGAGCGACAAAGAAACCAAUCCCCAAUCUUCAUUUUGAAGUACAAGGCCUCACUGAAGGAGCUGAAUAUCAGUUCAGAGUAGCUGCUGAGAACAAGGCUGGCUUUGGGGAACCCAGCGAGCCAUCUCAACCCAUUACAACAAAGGUCAUGGCACAUGUACCUGGACCUCCUGUCAACCCAAGAGUCACUGAUACAACAAAAACAUCAGCAGAACUGCAUUGGGGUAAACCCCUUGAUGAUGGUGGCAUGGUUGUUACAGGAUAUAUUGUUGAACAUAAAAAAGAUGGAGAAGAAGCAUGGGUUAAGGAUACAACUACACCUUUGAUUAUCACUGAAUUUGUUGUCCCAGGCCUGCAGCCUGGAGCAAAGUAUAAUUUCAGAAUUAGUGCAAUCAAUGCAAUGGGAAUUGGGGACCCAGCACAAACAAUAGACCUAGUUGAAAUUAUUGAACGUGAAGAAAUUCCUGACUUGGAGCUUGAUGCUGAAUUGAGAAGAACACUAGUUGUCAAAGCUGGAGGGUCUAUUCGCAUUUUUGUUCCUAUUAAAGGGCGUCCAGCUCCUACAGUGACGUGGACAAAGGAAGACACCAACCUAAAAACUCAUGCAAAUAUUGACAAUACAGAGUCGUACAGCCUUUUAGUCAUUCCUGAUUGUAACAGACGUGAUGCAGGGAGAUAUGACUUGACAUUAGAGAAUGCUGCUGGUAAGAAGACUGCGUAUGUGAAUGUAAAAGUUUUGGACUCCCCAGGGCCACCUUUGAAUCUCAAACCAAAAGCCAUUGACAAAGACAGUGUUACCUUGCAGUGGGAAACACCUCUUAUUGAUGGAGGUGCAAAGGUUACUAAUUAUAUAAUAGAAAAGAGAGAAGCUACUCGAAAGGCAUAUGUUACUGUGGUAACAAAGUGUGGAACAUGUUCUGUUAGAAUUCCAAAUUUGUCAGAGGGCUCAGAGUAUUACUUUAGGGUGUCUGCUGAAAAUGAGUUUGGAAUUGGUGAGCCAGUUGAAACCCUAGAUCCCAUCAGAGCAUCUCAAGCACCAGCUCCUCCUGAAACUGUUGCAAUUACAGAUGUUACCAAGAACUCAGUUAGUCUUGCAUGGACCAAACCAAAACAUGAUGGUGGCAGCAGAAUCACUGGAUAUGUUAUUGAGUGUCAGAAGAAAGGAGCAGACCAGUGGGUUCAUGUGACCACUGUGAAGGCAUUUGAUUUCACUGUAAAGAACUUAAAUGAGAAUGAAGAGUAUGUAUUCCAUGUAAUGGCUGUAAACCUAUCAGGAAGAAGCCGUCCUCGUGAAAGCAAGCAUGUUAUUAUAAGAGAACAAAGCACACUACCAGAAUUUGACCUGCGUGGUAUCUGUCAGAAGACAGUUAUAGCAAAGGCUGGAGAUGACAUAAUGGUUGAAGUGCCUGUAACAGGGCGUCCUAAACCAACAAUAACCUGGCAGAAAGAUAAUCAACCACUCAAGUUAGCACAGCGGACAGCAGUGGAAAACACCUCUACUUCUACUAUCCUUACUAUAAGUGAAUGUUUAAGAAAUGACAGUGGUGUGUAUACAAUGACAGGGAAGAAUAUUGUUGGCUCAGUUACUGACAAUAUCAUAGUCAAAGUGCAUGAUGUCCCUGGGCCACCUAAAGGACCAAUUAAAUUAGAUAAAAUAGAACGUACUUCCAUUGAGUUCUCAUGGGAGUCCCCUGAAAAUGAUGGCGGUGUACCAAUCAAUAACUAUGUUGUUGAAAUAAGGGAGACCACCAGCCAGACAUGGGUAGAACUGUCCUCAUUGAUCAUUCGAACUACAUUUAAAGCAACUCAUCUAACCACAGGCGUGGAAUACCAGUUCCGUGUCAAGGCCAAAAACAGAUAUGGUGCAGGGCCUCCAAUAAUCUCAGAGACUGUAGUUGCUGCAUAUCCAUUUAAGGCACCUGGGCCACCAGGUACUCCCAAAGUUGUUGCAUUCACCAAGGACACAAUGACAGUUGGCUGGAAUGAACCAGUUAAUGAUGGUGGAAGUGAAGUUAUUGGAUAUCAUGUUGAAAGGAAAGACAGGAACAGCAUUAUCUGGCAAAGAAUAAGUAAGGCUGUUGUGGUAGGAAACCUGUUCAAAACAACUGGACUGGAGUCUGGCACUGCAUAUGAGUUUCGUGUGAUGGCUGAAAAUGUGGCUGGAAUUGGGAAACCAAGCAAAUCUUCUGAACCUAUGCUUGCUCUUGAUCCAGUUGACCCACCUGGUCAGCCUAUACCAAUCUAUGUGUCUAAAAAUGCAGUUACUGUUCAGUGGGACAAGCCAGAAUAUGAUGGUGGGUUCAAGAUUACUGGUUACACUGUGGAAAAGAGAGAUCUACCAUCUGGACGUUGGAUAAGGGCUAACUUCACAAACAUUAUUGAAAACACGUUCACUGUUAGUGGUCUAACAAAGGAUGCUUCCUAUGAAUUCCGUGUAUUUGCAAGAAAUUCAGCUGGUGCUGUUAGCAACCCAUCAGAACCAUCUGAUCCAAUAAUUUGUAAAGAUGAUAUCGAAGAACCCAGAAUCAUGGUUGAUGCCAAAUUCAAAGACAUUGUGCUUGUUAGAGCAGGAGAAACCUUCAAACUUGAUGCUGAUGUUGCAGGGCAACCACUACCAUCAAUGGUUUGGACCAAGGAUGGAAAGGAUGUUGAAAACACAUCUAAACUACAGAUAAAAGUGACAGACCUCAGUACUUCCUUGGUUAACAAAGACUCUCUCAGAAAAGAUGGAGGUGAAUUUGUUCUGACAGCUACUAAUGUUGGUGGGUUUGUUAAACAUGUCUUCAAUGUUAAGGUUCUAGACAGACCAGGGCCACCUGGUGGACCUCUUAAAGUCUCUGACAUCACAGCUGAAAAAUGUGUUCUUACAUGGGCUCCCCCUGCAGAUGAUGGUGGAGCAAACAUCAAACACUAUGUAAUUGAAAAACGAGAGUCAAGUAGGCUUGCUUGGACAAAUGUGGUCACAGACUUACUAGUUACUCAGUACCAGGUAACUAAGCUGCUCAAAGGAAAUGAAUACAUUUUCAGAGUCAUGGCUGUUAAUAAGUAUGGGGUUGGAGAACCACUUGAGUCUGAUCCAACAAUUGCAGAUAAUCCUUAUGUUCCUCCUGAUCCUCCACAAACUCCUGAGAUUACAGCUGUCACCAAGGAUUCACUGGUGCUUUGUUGGGGAGCUCCUGCCAAUAAUGGUGGAAGUGAAAUCACAAACUAUGGAAUUGAAAGAAGAGACAGGCUUAGCUUCCGCUGGGUAAAAUGCAACAAACAAAAGGUUACUGACUUGCAUUUCAAAGUAACUGGACUUGUUCCAGGGCAUGAAUAUGAAUUUAGAGUUACUGCUGAGAAUGCAGCUGGAGUCAGUUUACCAAGCCCAUCCACUCCCUAUGUAAAAGCCACAGACACACUGUUCAAACCUGGUCCACCUGGUAACCCAAGGAUUUUGGACACAACAAGUUCCUCCAUCACACUUGCAUGGAAUAAGCCAGUAUAUGAUGGUGGUUCUGCAAUCACUGGGUACAUUGUUGAGACCUGCCUCCCUGGAACUGAUGAAGAACAAUGGACAAUUGUUUCUCCUAAAGAUGGACUGAAAGGAACAUCAUUUACAAUAAUAAACCUUAAGAAGAAUCAGGAAUACAAAAUCAAUGUCUCAGCUGUUAACAAUGAGGGUAUUGGUGAAGCAGCAUCUGUUCCUGGUUCACCUAAAGCAGAAGAAAGGCUUUUACCACCAGAAAUUGAUCUGGAUGCAGAUCUUCGUAAGGUUGUGAAUAUCAGAGCUUGCAACACAUUAAGACUUUUUGUGCUAAUCAGAGGAAGACCAUCCCCAGAGGUCAAAUGGUCAAGAGAAAAUGAUGAACCUUUGGAUAGAGCCACUAUUGAGAGCACAUCAUCUUUUACAUCACUAAUAGUUGGAAAUGUGAAUCGUUUUGACAGUGGCAAAUAUAAUUUAACUGUGGAGAACAAUUCUGGGAGCAAGACAGCUUCUGUAAUGGUUAGAGUUCUAGAUACACCUGGAGCACCACAAAACCUUAAAAUCAGCAAUGUUACUAAAGAAUCUGUCUCACUUGUAUGGGAUCCUCCAAUAAAUGAUGGUGGAUCCAAGAUUAAGAACUAUAUUGUAGAAAAGCGUGAGGCUACAAGAAAAGCUUAUGCUACAAUUAAUGCUAACUGUCACAAAACAAGUUGGACUGUUGAUCAACUUCAGGAAGGAUGUAACUACUACUUUAGAGUUCUGGCAGAGAAUGAAUAUGGCAUUGGCCUUCCUAUUGAAACCAUUGAAUCAGUCAAGGUGUCAGAAAAACCACUUCCCCCAGGCAAGAUUACACUUCAAGAUGUUACAAAGACAAGUGUCACUUUGUCAUGGGAAAAACCAGAACAUGACGGAGGAAGUAGAGUGGUAGCAUAUGUCGUUGAGGUGCAGAGUAAAGGCAGUGAGAAAUGGACACAAGCUGUUGUUGUCAAGGAAACAGAAGCAGUUAUUUCUGGGCUAACUCAUGGUGAGGAGUAUAUGUUCCGUGUCUCAGCAAGGAAUGAGAAAGGCACUAGUGAGCCACGGCAACUUGGUGUGCCAGUGAUUGUCAAAGACCUUGUAAUCACUCCAUCUGCGAAGCUGUUAUUCUCAACAUUUAGUGUUCUUGCUGGAGAAGACCUGACAAUAGAUAUUCCAUAUAUUGCACGUCCCCAAGCUGCGGUCUCUUGGGUGAAGGAUGCUGCACCACUUAAGCGAACCACCAGGGUUAACUUCUCUUCCACUGAGACCCAGCUGAAUCUUGUGAUCAAAGAGGCAUGUAGAGAUGAUGUUGGCAAGUAUAGCAUCAAACUUUCAAACACAGCUGGUGAGACAUCUGUGGAUAUUGGAGUUGUUGUUCUUGACAAACCUGGCCCACCAACUGGCCCAGUAAAAGUUGAAGAAGUAACUGCUGACACUGUGACUAUUUCAUGGAAACCACCAGAAUAUGAUGGAGGCUGCACCGUUAACAACUAUCUGGUGGAAAAGAGAGAUACAUCUACAAUAAACUGGACAGUUGUUGCAGGAAGUCUAGCCAGAACAAAAAUUAAAGCUGGAAAACUGAAAACAGGCACUGAGUAUCAGUUCAGAAUCACUGCUGAAAACAGACAUGGGAAGAGUUCUCAGCUUGUCUCAGAGUGUGUUGUUGCACAGUACCCAUACAAACGUCCAGGUCCACCAGGAACACCUUUCAUCCAUUCUGCUACCCGAGAUAGUAUGGUUGUGAUGUGGAAUGAGCCAGUAAUUGAUGGAGGAAGCACAAUAUUGGGAUAUCAUCUUGAACGUAAAGAAAGAAAUAGCAUUUUAUGGGUUAAGCUCAAUAAAGGUAUUAUCCAGGACACAACUUACAAGACAACAGGCCUUGAGCAAGGACUUGAAUAUGAAUUUAGGGUAUAUGCUGAAAACAUUGUUGGUGUUGGAAAGGCAAGCAAAAUUUCAGAGGGUCAUGUUGCACGAGAUCCUUGUGAUCCUCCUGGUACACCUGAGGCAGUUAAAAUCACAAAGGAUUCCAUCACAAUCACAUGGACAAAGCCUGAGUAUGAUGGUGGAAGCAAAGUUACUGGCUAUGUUGUUGAGAAGAAAGAAUUGCCUGAAGGACGCUGGCUGAAGGCAAACUUCACUAAUGUUAUUGAGACAGAGUAUUCUGCCACAGGUCUUACAGAGGACAAGAAAUAUGAGUUCCAUGUCAUUGCAAGAAAUGCAGCAGGAGUUUUUAGUCUUCCUUCUUACAGCACUGGACCCAUUACUGCAAAGGAUGAGAUUGAACCACCCCGCAUCAGUAUAGAUCCACAGUACACACAGACAAUCAUUGUAAAUGCAGGUGAGACCUUCAAGAUUGAUGCAGAUGUUCAUGGCAAACCAGUACCAACAAUUUACUGGAUGAAGGGAGAUCAAGAACUUGGAAAUACUAUUUAUCGUGAAAUUAAAAAUACUGACAACUUUGCAUGUUUGUCUGUAAAAGAGGCUAAACUUGCCGAUAGUGGCCAGUACACCCUGCUGCUGAAAAAUCCAGGAGGUGAGAAAGCCGUCCAUGUCAAUGUUAGUGUGCUAGAUAAACCUGGAGCACCCGAGGGUCCCAUUUUCAUCACAGGUGUUACUAGUGAUCAGUGCUUUCUUGCUUGGAAACCUCCUAAACAAGAUGGUGGAAGCAAAAUCAUUCACUACAUUGUUGAAAGAAGAGAGACAAGCAGACUGAUUUGGACUGUUGUUGAACCUAAAUAUCAAGCUGAAACUUUGAAAGUAACAAAACUCCUUGAGGGCAAUGAAUACAUUUUCAGAGUUUUGCCUGUGAACAAGUUUGGAGUUGGUGAUGCACUUCAGUCUGAUCCAGUCCUCAUUAAAGAUCCAUUUAUGCUCCCAGAUGCUCCAAAGGGAAUAGAAGUCUCAAAUGUCAAGAAGGAUUCAAUGGUCUUAAGUUGGGAGGCACCUACAAGUAAUGGUGGUACUCCUAUUACUGGAUACAUAAUUGAAAAGCAUGACAAGGAAGGUGUUAGAUGGACUAGAUGCAACAGGAAAACAGUCACUGAUCUAACAUUUAAAGUUACUGGACUCCUUGAAGGCCACCUUUAUGAAUUCAGAGUUGCAGCUGAGAAUGCAGUUGGGGUUAGUGAGCCUAGCUCAUCAACAGUAUUCUAUAAGGCUCUGGAUCCUGUGUUCAAGCCUGGCCCACCACAUAAUCCUAAACUGACAGACACAACCAAAUCUUCUGUGUCACUUGCAUGGGGGAAACCUAUUUAUGAUGGUGGGUGUGAAAUCCAAGGAUAUAUUGUGGAGUCCUGUGAGGUAAAGUCUUCACAGGAAGGUGAAGCUGCAGAAGGUGUCAUUUCUGAAGUAUGGGCCAUAUGCACACCACCAACAGGUGUUAAGUCAACAUGCUUUACAGUGGAGAAACUGAAAGAAAAACAAGAAUACAAAUUCAGGGUUUGUGCAGUUAACAAGGUUGGUAUUGGUGAGCAUGCAGAUGUUGCUGGCCACAUUGUUCCAGAGGACAAGACAGAAGAACCAGAUCUUGAUAUUGAUCUUGAGUUCAGAAAACUUGUCAGCAUUAAAGCCGGAGGAUCUCUCAGAAUUUUCAUUCCAAUUAGAGGACGUCCCCAACCACAAAUUAAAUGGGAGAAAGAUGAAGGCUCGAUUAAAGAGACAGCACAAAUUGAGGUUACAAGUAGCCAUACUAUGCUUGUGGUUGAUAAAGUCAACAGAUCUGACAGUGGAAAGUACACUGUGUUUGCAGAAAACUCUUCUGGAGUAAAGUCUGCAACUAUUAGUGUGAAGGUUCUUGACACACCUAGUGCUCCCAAUAACCUUAAAGUACAAGAAAUUACAAAGGAGUCAGUAACACUGUCAUGGGAACCUCCAGCCUUGGAUGGUGGAGCUAAGAUAAAAAAUUACAUUGUUGAGAAGCGUGAAACUACAAGAAAAACUUUCUCUGCUGUUGUGACAAAUUGCCAUAUAUUGUUUUGGAAAAUUGAACCACUUCAAGAGGGGUGCAGUUACUAUUUCAGAGUUCUUGCAGAAAAUGAACAUGGCAUUGGGUUACCUGCAGAUAUUACAGAUCCUUUGAAAGUAUCAGAAGUUCCACAGUGCCCUGGAAAAUUAAGUGUUGUAGAUGUUUCAAAAACAAGUGUAUCUCUUGCUUGGGAAAAACCAAUACAUGAUGGUGGUAGUAGAAUUCUUCAGUACCUUGUUGAAAUGCAAGUGAAGGGCAGUGAGAAAUGGUCAGGUUGUGCUAAUGUGAAAUCAUUAGAGGCUGUUAUUAGUAAUUUGAACCCUGGUGAAGAGUACACAUUCAGGGUAAUUGCUGUUAAUGAAAAGGGAAAGAGUGAUCCAAGAACCCUUGCUGUGCCAGUGCAAGCAAAGGAUCUUGUAAUUGAACCUGAUGUUAGACCUGCAUUUAGCAACUACAGUGUUCUUGUUGGAAAGGACCUACAAGUUGAAAUUCCAGUUUCUGGACGCCCCAAACCAAAAGUCACCUGGACAAAGGAUGGCACAGCCCUUAAAUUCACAACAAGAGUGAACAUUUCCAGUACACAACAAAGCACGACUCUUAGUAUCAAAGAAGCUGCCCGAGAGGAUGGUGGCAUGUAUGGAAUUAGUGUUUCCAAUGUUGUUGGACAAAAGGAUGCAACAGUUGAAAUCAUUACCCUUGACAAACCAGGCCCACCAUCUGGCCCUGUAAGAUUUGAUGAGGUAACAUUAUCAAGCAUUACACUAUCAUGGGAUCCACCAAAAUAUACUGGUGGUUGUGCAGUUUCAAACUACAUUGUACAAAAGAGAGACACAACCACCGCUGCAUGGGAGAAUGUUGCUGUCUCCAUAGCAAGAACAACAUUGAAGGUACCCCGACUGAAAACUGGUGCUGAGUAUCAGUUCAGGAUUAUUGCUCAAAAUAGAUAUGGCAAGAGUUUUGCUUUGGAUUCUUCAACUGUUGUUGUUCAGUACCCAUAUAGAGAACCAGGCCCACCUGGAACUCCAUUUGUUUCAUCCCUAUCGAGAGAUCAUAUGAUUGUUGAGUGGCAUGAACCAAUUUCAGAUGGAGGCAGCAGCAUUAUUGGAUACCAUCUUGAAAGAAAAGAGAGAAACAGUAUUCUCUGGACCAAGAUAAAUAAGACACUAAUUCAAGAAACAAAAUUCAAAACCAGUCCUUUAGAAGAAGGUAUUGAAUAUGAGUUCAGGGUCUUUGCUGAAAAUAUUGUUGGCAUUGGUAGGUGCAGUAAAAUCUCAGAGGGCUAUGUGGCUCGUGAUCCAUGCGAUCCACCUGGUACUCCAGAAGCUAUUCAUGUAAGUAAGAAUUCAAUAACAAUCCAAUGGACAAAGCCAGAAUAUGAUGGAGGAAGUGUUAUAACUGGUUAUACCAUUGAGAUGCGUGACCUCCCUGAGGGACGCUGGACAAAAGCUAGUUUCACAAAUGUUAUUGAAACCCACUUUACUGUCAGUGGGCUUACAGAAGGAAACAAAUAUGACUUCAGAGUAUUUGCAAAGAAUGCUGUUGGCACUAUCAGCAAACCGUCCUACAACAGUGGACCUAUUGCUGCAUUGGAUGAAGUACAGCCACCCAAGUUUUCAAUUGAUCCUGAAUAUACUCAGACUCUCAUUGUGAAUGCUGGGGAUUCUUUCAAACUUGAUGCAGAUGUUCAUGGCAAACCAGUACCUACAAUCCAGUGGCUCAAAGGUGAUAAAGAAAUUGAAAACACAAUCAGGUGUGAGAUCAAGAACACUGAUACUAGAGCUAUGAUUAUCAUAAAGGAUGCACUCCGAAAUGAUGCUGGUGACUAUACUCUUCAACUCACUAAUGUUGCAGGCUCCCAGACUGCUUCAUUCCAAGUGAAAGUAUUGGAUAAACCCAGUACACCCGAAGGCCCACUUCAUGUCACAGGACUGUUGAGUGAUAGAUGCACAUUAUCAUGGCGUCCCCCUCAACAUGAUGGAGGAAGCACUGUCACUCAUUAUAUUAUUGAAAGACGUGAAACAAGUCGUCUUGCCUGGACUGUGGUUUCUAGUGACUGUAAAGCAACAAUGUACAAAGUUACAAAGCUUCUAGAAGGCAAUGAGUAUACUUUCCGUGUUAUGGCUGUCAACAGUUAUGGUGUCAGUGAGCCAAUCAAUACUCCAUCUGUGUUAAUGAAAAAUCCAUUUGUAGCACCUGGAUCACCACAGAUUUUGGAGGUGACUAACAUUAUCCGGGAUUCCAUGACUGUGUGCUGGAGAGCCCCUGAAACCGAUGGUGGAAGUGAAAUUGUUGGCUAUAUUAUUGAAAAGAAAGACCGCUCUGGUAUUAAGUGGACUAGAUGCAACAGACAGAAAGUUACUGAUGUAUGUUUCAGAGUUCAAGGUCUGAUAGAGGAUCAUGAAUAUGAAUUCAGAGUAUCAGCAGAAAAUGCAGCUGGAAUUGGUGAACCAAGUUUACCAACAUCAUACUAUAAGGCCUGUGAUCCUAAAUAUAAACCUGGCCCACCCACAAAUGCACAUGUGAUUGACACCACAAAGAACUCUAUUUCAUUGGCAUGGGGAAAGCCUCUUAAUGAUGGCGGAAGUCCUAUUCAAGGAUACAUUGUUGAAAUAUGUAAAGCUGAGGAGGAAGAAUGGACAUUGUGCACUCCCCCUACUGGCUUGCGAGUUAAUAAAUUUGAAAUCACUAAACUAACAGAAAAACAGCAAUAUAAAAUUCAGGUAUGCGCCAUAAACAAAUUAGGUGUGGGUGAGCCUACAGUUAUUCCUGGGACUGCCAAACCAGAGGACAAACUUGAAGCUCCAGAAAUCCAUCUUGAUUCAGAAUUGAGGAAAGGCAUAGUUGUGCGUGCUGGAGGAUCAGUUAGAAUUAACGUGCCUUUCAAGGGGAGACCAACACCAGAGAUCAAAUGGACUAAAGAUGAAGGAGAGAUGUCAGAGAAGAUAAUGAUUGAGAAGGGUCUAAACUUCACACAGCUUUCAAUGGACUCCUGUGACAGAAGGGAUUCUGGAAAAUAUACAGUUACCCUGCAGAACAGCAGUGGUUCUGUGUCUGAAUUUGUGGCAGUAAAGGUAUUGGAUACACCAGGAGCCCCCUUGAAUCUGGUAGUGAAAGACAUUAAGAAAGACUCUAUUACACUUGUUUGGGAUCCACCACUUCUUGAUGGUGGUGCAAAAAUCAAGAAUUAUGUUGUUGAUAAGCGGGAAUCCACAAGAAAAGCAUAUGCUAAUGUUACAACCAAGUGUACCAAGACAAGCUAUAAGGUAGAAAAUCUUGCAGAGGGAGCUAUGUACUACUUUAGAAUUAUGGCUGAAAAUGAAUAUGGAAUUGGUUUACCAGUUGAAACAAAGACUGCAUCAAAGGUCUCUGAAGUACCUCUACCAGUUGGAAAUGUUACGUUGACUGAUGUCACAAAAGUCAGUGCAUCUCUGUCUUGGGAAAAACCAGAGCAUGAUGGUGGUAGCAGGAUUGCAGGCUAUUUGAUUGAAAUGCAGCCUAAGGGAACGGAUAAAUGGAGCGUAGCAACAUCUAUCAAAACAUGUGAAGCCACAGUCACUGGACUGACAGCUGGCCAGGAAUAUAUGUUCCGUGUUCUUGCUUUCAAUGAAAAAGGAAAGAGUGAGCCAAAGCCCCUUGCUGCUCCUGUCAUUGCUAAUGACUUAACAAUAGAGCCAAGCCUAAAAGUACAGUUCAAUACAUAUAGUGUCAAAUCUGGUGAUGAUCUCAAACUGGAAAUACCUGUCUUUGGUCGUCCCAAACCAAAGGUUACUUGGAUGAAGAAUGGAGAAACUCUUAAAGUAACAUCUAGAAUCAGCACUUCAAACACACCAACAUCAGCAAUUCUACAGAUAACUGAAGCCAGUAAAGAUGACUUUGGAAAGUAUGCAGUUACUGCAACAAACAGUGCUGGUGCUAUUACCGAAGAAAUUGGAAUCAUUAUCCUUGAUAAGCCUGGUCCACCAACAGGCCCUAUUAAAAUAAAUGAAGUAAGUAAUAGUUUUGUUACAAUAUCAUGGGAACCUCCUUCAUACAUGGGAGGCUGCCAAGUAAAGCAUUAUAUUGUUGAAAAAAGGGACACCACUACAACUACAUGGGAAGUUGUAGCUGGAUCAGUUGCCAGAACAUCUCUUAAAAUAACAAAGUUAAAAACAGGUGCUGAGUACCAGUUUAGAGUCAUUGCAGAAAACAGAUAUGGAAAGAGUACCUCACUGGAGUCAAAGGCAAUUGUUGUUCAGUAUCCGUAUAAACCUCCUGGGCCACCGGGAACUCCAUAUGUCAAAUCUGCCACCAAAGAUCAAAUGAUAAUUGAGUGGAAUGAGCCCGUCAAUGAUGGUGGAAGCUCAGUGAUUGGCUACCAUCUAGAAACCAAGGAACGAACUAGUAUCCUGUGGACAAAGCUGAAUAAAACUCUCAUUACUGACACAAUGUUCAAGAUAUGCAAUCUGGAGGAAGGUGCUGGAUAUGAGUUCAGAGUAUGUGCUGAAAACAUUGUUGGCAUUGGAAGACCCAGCAAGGUUUCUGAGAGCUUUGUUGCUCGUGACCCAUGUGAUCCACCUGGUACUCCAGAAGCAGUUGCUGUCUCAAAGAACCAUGUAUUAAUCCAGUGGACAAAGCCUCAAUAUGAUGGUGGCAGCAAAGUUACAGGAUACAUUGUUGAAAAGAGGGACUUACCUCAAGGGCACUGGAUGAGAGUCAACUUCACUAAUGUGAUUGAAACUGAAUUUGCAAUCACAGGCUUAACAGAAAACCAACAAUAUGAAUUUAGAGUAAUUGCAAGGAAUGCUGUUGGCAUUUUCAGUGAGCCGUCUGACACCACUGGGUCAAUUACUAUGACAGAUGAAAUUGAACCUCCAAGUGUAUCAAUUGAUCCUAAGUACAAGGAUGUCAUUGUUGUGAAUGCUGGAGAAAAUUUAGUACUUGAUGCAGAUAUCCAUGGAAAACCCUUUCCUGCUGUCCAGUGGUUGAAAGAAGGAAAGGAAAUAGAUAAAACACUGCGCAUUGAAUUAAAAACAACCAAGAAAUCUGCAUCUAUUACAAUCAAGGACUGCACAAGAAUAGACAGUGGCCAUUAUGAUCUUGUAUUAAGCAACAGUGGUGGAACCAAAACAAUCCCAAUUGUGGUAAAGGUUCUUGAUAGACCAGGACCUCCCACAGGACCACUGCAUGUAACUGCUGUAAUGGCUGAUAGAUGUGAUCUGUCCUGGGCUGAACCCUCUCAGGAUGGUGGUGCCAAUAUAUCUCACUACAUUCUUGAGAAGAGAGAAACUAGCAGGUUAUCAUGGAUUCUGGUUGCUUCCAGUAUUCAAACUAUCAGUUACAAAGUGACAAAGCUCAUGACAGGUGAUGAAUAUAUUUUCAGAGUUAUGGCUGUUAACAAAUAUGGCAUUGGUGACCCUCUAGAGUCUGGAGCAAUAAUUGCUCGCAACCCAUACAAACCACCAAGUGCACCAUCGGCACCAGAAGCAAUUGAGAUAAGCAAGGAUUCAAUGAUUCUAUCAUGGAAAGCCCCAGACAGUGAUGGUGGAACCAAAAUUAUUGGUUAUCAUUUGGAGAAACGUGACAAAGAUAGUGUAAGAUGGACCAAAUGUAAUAGACAGAAGUUGUCUGACUUGAAUUUCAAAGUGACUGGCCUUUCAGAGGGGCAUUUCUAUGAGUUCCGUGUAGCUGCUGAGAAUGAAGCUGGUGUAGGAGAACUCAGUGAUAUAUCUCUGUUCUACAGAGCCAUUAAUGCCACAACUCCUCCUGGUCCACCAUAUCAUCCUAAAGUGACAGAUUAUUCUUGCUCAUCUGUGUCCUUGGCUUGGGGUAAACCAGCCAGUGAUGGUGGUGCAUACAUUAAAGGUUACAUUGUUGAAAUGAAAGAGAUCUCUGCAGAAGAAUGGACCAUAUACACACCUCCAUCUGGUUUACAAGCAACAAAAUUAACAGUGGAAAAUCUUAAGGAAAAUGCAGAAUAUAACUUCCGUGUCUGUGCCAUUAAUUCUGAGGGAGUUGGUGAACCUGCUGAUGUUCAUGGCUCUGUAAUUGCAGCUGAAAAAGUUGAAGCGCCAGAGAUUGAACUUGAUGCUGACCUUAGGAAAGUUGUUUCAGUUCGUGCAGGUGGAUCACUUCGUUUGUUCAUUAGAAUUAGAGGUAGACCUGAGCCAUCUGUGAAAUGGGAAAAAGAAGAGGGUACUUUAACUGAGCGUGCACUGAUUGAGUCCACAAGUUCAUACACCAUGCUUGUAAUUGAUAAUAUCAAUAGAUUUGACAGUGGAAAAUAUGUUUUGUCUCUUGAAAACAAGAGUGGUUCCAAAUCAUCAUUUGUGAAUGUCAGAGUACUUGACUCACCAAGUGCACCCCAAAAUUUUGAAGUCAAAGAUGUUAAGAAAGAUUCAGUGACACUCUACUGGGAUCCUCCUCUUACUGAUGGUGGAGCCAAAAUAACCAACUACAUUGUGGAAAAGCGAGAAUCUACAAGGAAAGCGUAUACAACUGUCACAAGCAACUGCACACAAAAUGUCUUUAAGAUAGAGGAAUUGCAAGAGGGAGGAAUUUUCUACUUCCGAGUGUGUGCUGUAAAUGAGUAUGGAUUUGGUCUGAUGGCAGAAACAAAGAGUCCAGUCAAAGUUGCCCAGGUACCUAUGCCUCCAGGAAAGGUGACUCUUGUGGAUGUUACCAAGAACAGCGCAACUCUCACUUGGGUAAAACCUGCACAUGAUGGUGGCAGUAAAGUCAUUUGCUAUAAUGUAGAGAUGCAACCAAAAAGCACUGAUAAAUGGGCUGUGUGCUGCACAGCAAAAGUUCCAGAGGCUACUGUGACUAACCUUACUCCUGGUGAAACAUAUUCUUUCAGGGUAUUUGCACUGAAUGAGAAAGGCAAGAGUGAACCCCAAGAACUUGGUGUGCCCGUUUCUGCUAAGGACAUAGAAAUAGAACCCUCAGUUAAUCUGCUCUUCAGUACUUUCAGUGUGAAGGCUGGAGAUGCUCUCACUGUUGAAGUUCCUGUAAGAGGCAGGCCUAAGCCAGUUAUUUCAUGGAAGAAGGAUGGCCUUCCUCUUAAGCUAACAAGCUCUCUCACAGUAAUCAAUACCACCACAUCAAGCAAGAUUGUUAUAAAGGAAGCUGCCAUUGAGCAUGUUGGAAAAUAUGAAAUCACCCUUGCCAAUACAGCAGGCACCAUUUCCACAGACAUUAACAUUGUGGUUCUUGACAAACCAGGUCCACCAGCUGCAGUAAAGGUUGAUGCUGUUACUGCUGAUAGCAUUACACUAUCAUGGACACCCCCUGAAUAUGAUGGUGGAUGCUCCAUCAAUAAUUACAUUGUUGAGAAGAGAGAUACCAAUACAACAGAGUGGCAGAUUGUAUCAACAAAUGUUGCCAGAAAUUCACUCAAAGUGACUCGACUAACACUUGGUUCUGAAUAUCAGUUCCGUAUAUAUUCAGUGAACCGCUAUGGAAAGAGUAAAUCUAUUGACUCUCCUGCAAUUACUGCAGAAUAUCCAUUCAAGCAGCCUGGCCCACCUGCUACACCCCGUGUGGCUCAUGCCACCAAGUCCUUUAUGACUGUAACAUGGAACGAACCAGUGAACGAUGGUGGUAGCACAGUUCUUGGAUAUCAUUUGGAGCGUAAAGAGAGGAGUAGUAUUUUGUGGACAAAGAUGAACAGACUUCUCAUCAAAGAUACUGAAUUCAAAGUAACUGGCCUUGAAGAUGGUAUGGUCUAUGAAUACCGUGUUUAUGCUGAGAAUAUUGCUGGUAUUGGAAAGGUUAGCAAAGUCAGUGAAGCUGUAGCUGCAAGAGAUCCUUGUGAUCCCCCUGGUCAACCAGUAGUUACAAGUAUUACUAGAUCUUCUGUAUCCCUGUCUUGGACAAAGCCUGAGUAUGAUGGAGGAGCCAAGGUUACAGGAUACAUCAUUGAACGUAAGGAUCUUCCACAGGGUCGCUGGACCAGAUGCAAUUUCACCAAUAUUCCUGAAACUUACUUUGAUGUUACUGGGCUCACUCAAGAUCAGCAAUAUGAUUUCCGUGUAACUGCAAAGAAUGCUGCUGGACUGUUCAGCGAGCCAUCUGAUAGCACAGGCCCUAUCACAGUCAAAGAUAAUGUAGAUCCACCUCGCAUUAUGAUGGAUGUCAAGUUCAGAGAUGUUGUGGCUGUGAAAGCAGGCGAGACCCUGAGGAUCAGUGCUGACAUUGCUGGACGCCCGCUGCCAGUGGCAUCAUGGUCAAAGGAUGGAAAAGAGAUUCAACUCAGGGCAAGAAUUCAGAUAUCUGCAACAGACACUAACACUAUGAUAGUGGUGAAAGACUGCAUAAGGAGUGAUUCUGGACAGUAUGCCCUAACAUUACAAAAUGUUGCUGGAACAGUAACAACACCAGUGAAAUGUUUGAUCCUUGAUAAACCAGGACCUUCAGCAGGACCACUGUCAGUCACUGACCUUACAAGUGAAGACUGCACAUUGUCAUGGGGACCACCACAAGAAAUUGGUGGUGCAGAAAUUACUCACUAUAUUGUCCAGAAAAGAGAGACUAGCAGUCUGGUAUGGACAGUUGUACAUGGAGAGGUGAAAUGUAGAACAUGCAAAGUCACAAAACUUCUCAAAGGCAAUGAAUACAUCUUUAGAGUUUUAGCUGUAAACAAGUUUGGACCUGGUGAACCUCUCGAAAGUGAAAUGAUCAAAAUCACUGAUCCAUUCACUUUUGCAACAGCACCCACAAGUGUAGACAUUACAAAUGUGACCAGUGAGGAGAUGACACUAACCUGGGCUAAGCCUGUUUCUGAUGGUGGUAGUGCAAUCUAUGGGUAUGUAAUAGAACGACGUGAGAAAUCAAGCCUUCGAUGGGUGAGAGUCAACAGAGGGCUUAUAAAAGACCUAACAACUGUAGUAUCUAAAUUAAGAAGAGGGUGUGAAUAUGAAUUCAGAGUCUUUGCAGAAAAUGAAGCAGGUUUAAGUCCUGCAAGUGAACCAUCUGUCUCAGUGAGGGCAGAGGAUGCAUUACUUCUGCCAUCUCCACCAACUAAACCAAAGAUUUUGGAUCACACAAAAAGCUCAAUUACUAUUGCUUGGAAUAAGCCAUUAUCAGAUGGGGGCACUCCAAUACAUGGAUACAGUGUAGAAUACAAGAAAACAGAUGCUGAGGAAUGGGUUGUUGCCAUCCAGAUGACAAAGAGCUUAGAGUUCACUGUCUCUGGUCUCACAGCUGAUGUGGAAUAUGUCUUUGCAGUUAAAUCAAUAAAUAAACUUGGACUUAGUGAGCAAUCUCCAACUUCAGAGCCACAAGCAGCAAUAGACAGAAAGGAAGAACCAGUAUUUGAUGUUGACAUUGAGAUGAGAAAAACUUUAAUUGUCAAGCAUGGCAAUUCUUUUACUCUGAGAGCACCAUUUAAAGGAGUACCUGUGCCUUCCAUAACAUGGCAUAAGGAAGGAGUUGAUCUCAAAUCAAGAGCUACCCUAGAAACGGCUGCAACAUACACAUCCCUUACUAUUGAAAAGGCAACAAGAAAUGACACAGGACAAUAUAUUGUUACACUGGAUAAUGGUGUUGGAAUUGUAUCUUUGCCAAUGGUUGUUAAAGUUCUUGAUUCUCCUGGGCCACCAAUGAAUGUGAAGAUUAAGGAUGUCACAAAAGACUCAGCCACAGUUACUUGGGAAAUUCCAGAGAAUGAUGGAGGAGAUGCUGUGAAAGCUUACCAUGUUGAGAAACGUGAAGCAAGCAAAAAGGCCUGGGUGUGUGUGACAAAUAACUGCCGCAAUCUCAUGUACAAUGUAGAGGAUUUGCAAGAAGGUGCCGUCUACUACUUCAGAGUGAUCGCAGAGAAUGAAUUUGGUAUGGGUGUACCUGCCGAGACAAAAGAUGGAACUAAAAUUACAGAAAUACCAAGUCCCCCAGCUAGGCUUGGAAUAGCUGAAGUGACAAAAGACAGUGUUACAAUUGUAUGGUCGAAACCAGAGUUUGAUGGGGGAAGCAAAAUUACAAGCUACCUCAUUGAUGCCCUAGAGAAGGGGCAGCAGAAGUGGGUGAAGUGUGCCACUGUAAAAAACAAUACCCAUAUAAUCAAAGGCUUGAGAGAAAAUGCUGAGUACCUCUUUAGAGUCCGUGCUGAAAAUUAUGCAGGACUCAGUGAGCCAAAAGAAAUGAUGAUUCCUGUGGUUGUGAAAGAUCAACUUGAUGCACCUGAAUUUGAUAUGAAAAACUUCCCACAUAACACUGUUUAUGUGAGAGCAGGGUCAAAUCUGAAGUUUGAGCUUCCUCUUACUGGCAAACCCAUGCCAAAAGUGGCAAUGACCAGAAACAAUGUUCCAGUUAAAUGUGGAAAAAGGUUUAGUUUUGAUGUUACACCUGAAAGUCUUAAUAUCAGCCUCAAAGAGAGUAUUGCAACUGAUGCUGGAAGAUAUGAUAUUGUGGCCUCCAACACAAGUGGAACAACUAAGAUGUUUAUUAACAUACUGGUUUUAGAUAGGCCUGGUCCUCCAUUUGGUCCAGUUGAAAUUAGUGAUAUUGGAGAAACAAGUCUGUGCCUUAAAUGGCUCCAACCUGUGUAUGAUGGUGGUAGUCCAGUCACCAACUAUGUUGUGCUAAGACGUGAAACAAGCACACCAGCUUGGGUAGAGGUGUCAUCCACAGUUGCCAGGAAUGCAGUUAAAGUCUCCAAAUUAACAAAGGGAGAAGAAUACCAAUUCAGAAUCAAAGCUGAGAAUCGCUUUGGUAUCAGUGAUCACAUUGACUCACAGACUGUCACUGUGAAACUUCCAUACACAAUCCCUGGGCCACCAUCAACACCAUGGGUGAGCUCUGUUUCAAGAGAAAGUCUUACUGUCUGCUGGCAUGAACCAGUAGUAGAUGGAGGUAACCCAGUCUUUGGAUACUAUGUUGAAAUGAAAGAAAGAAGCAGCAUCCUGUGGCAAAAAGUGAACAAGACAGCAAUCCCUGCUACCCAAAUCAGAGUGACAAACAUAUGCCCUGGAACAAUCUAUGAGUUUAAGGUUGCUGCUGAAAAUGCUGCUGGUAUUGGAAAGUUCAGCAAGAUAUCAGAGGAAGUACUUGCCAUUGAUGCUUGUGAACCUCCAGUGAAUGUGAGAAUCUCUGAGAUUACAAAGAACUCAGUUAGCCUUGUCUGGCAGAAGCCUCCUUUUGAUGGUGGAAGCAAGAUUACUGGCUAUAUGGUAGAAAGACGAGAAGCACCAAAUGGCAGAUGGUCAAAGGCUAACUAUACCAAUGUCAUUGAGACAAACUUCACAGUGUCUGGCUUGACACAGGAUCAGUCAUACGAAUUCAGAGUCUUUGCCAAGAAUGCAGUUGGCUCCAUCAGCAACCCCUCUCUUAUUGCUGGACCAGCAACCUGUGUUGAUGUUUCUGGUGCUCCAGCAAUUGACCUGCCUCCUGAGUACUUGGAUAUUGUACAAUAUAAAGCUGGGGCUUCUGUCAAGAUAAAAGUGGGCAUUAUUGCUAAGCCUUUGCCAACAAUUGAGUGGCUCAAGGAUGGAAAAGAGUUAGUGACAAGUGCACAGUUGUCAAUUGAAAGCACCACUGAUUCGUCUGCCAUUCUUAUUAAGGAUGCUACUCGUCUUAAUACUGGAACAUAUGAACUAAAGAUCAAGAAUGUGUUUGGCACAGCCUCUGCCUCUAUCAGAAUAUUGAUUUUAGACAAACCUGGCCCUCCAGCUGGAAACAUUGAGUUCAAAUCAGUGACUGCUGACAACAUAACUAUUGCAUGGGAACCUGUAGCAGAUGAUGGAGGUUCCAAAGUCACUCAUUAUAUUGUGGAAAAACGUGAGACAAGCCGAGUUGUGUGGUCUACCAUUUCUGAUUGUAUGGAGGAGCGCAUAGUCUCUGUCCAGAAGUUGGUCAGAGGAAGUGAAUAUAUAUUCCGUGUUAGAGGAGUCAACAAAUUUGGAGCUGGAGAUCCUCUGGAGUCUGAGCCUGUUAUUGCCAAGAAUGCAUUUGUUACUCCUGGACAGCCUACCACACCAGAGGCAACAGAAAUCACAAGAACAUCCAUGAAGAUUGUAUGGAAUAAACCAGGGGUGGAUGGUGGUAGCAGGGUUACAGGCUACUACUUACAGAGACGUGACAAGAAGAGUUUACGCUGGAUUAAGGUCUACAACGAUCCACUUAGUGACACCAUGGCAAAGGUCCAUCACCUGACUGAAGGAAAUGAAUAUCAGUAUCGCGUGAGUGCAGUCAAUAAAGCAGGAGAAGGCCCAUUCUCAGAUGUGUCUGACUUCUACAAAGCAGCUGAUCCUGUUGAUGUAGCUUCUGAGCCAACUAAACUGAAGGUUGUUGACUCAACUAAAACAUCCAUUACUCUUGGAUGGUCCAAGCCACAGUAUGAUGGAGGCAGUGAAAUCACUAGCUAUGUUGUGGAGAAAAAGGUCGGUGUGGAAGGGGAAUGGACAGUUAUCAGUCAUAAGGGUGAAGUCAGAACUUCUGAGUAUGUUGCAUCAGGGCUUAAACCAGAUGUUGACUACUACUUCCGUGUUUCUGCUGUGAAUUGUGCUGGACGUGGAGAUCCAAUAGAGAUGGAGGAGCCAGUCCAAGCCAAAGAUAUUCUUGAGGAAGCCCAGGUAGACACAGAUGUUGCAAUGAGAAUGCACUAUAUUGUAAAAGCUGGCAAAGAUGUUGAAAUCAUGGUACCCCUCAAGGGUAGACCUGCUCCAACUGCUUCUUGGUGGAAAGAAGACCAAAACAUUGAUAAAGAUCCAAAAUAUAAUAUUCACAGCACAGAUACAUCAUCAUGCCUUAUAAUUUCACAAGUAACCCGAAAUGAUUCUGGCAAAUACACCAUUAAAAUAGCAAAUGGAGUAGGAGAGCCAAAAUCAUUGACAUUAACUGUGAAGGUACAGGACACUCCUUCUGCCUGUAGAAAUCUUGUUCUGAAGGAUGUCACCCGUGGCAAAGUGACUCUAUGCUGGGACCCUCCUCUUCUUGAUGGUGGUGCCGAAAUCACUAACUAUAUUGUUGAGAAGAGAGACUCGUCAAAACGUUUAUAUGCCUCUGUAACAAACAAAUGCACAGAUACUACAUAUGUGAUUGAGGAGCUCUCUGAGAAAGCAUCAUACUUUUUCCGUGUAUUGGCAGAAAAUGAGAAUGGAAUUGGUGAUCCAUGUGAGACACCAGAGGCAAUUAAAGCCACUGAGAAGCCAGGUACAGUCAAAGAUCUAGCUAUGAAAGACUCCUCAAAGACAUCAGUGACUCUCCAAUGGAACAAACCAGAUUAUGAUGGUGGUAGCAUUGUUACUGACUAUAUUAUUGAAAAAAGACUUCAAGGUCAAGAAGAUUGGGCCCCUGCAGGCACAAGCAAGCACUGUGAGCAUGAGGUCACAAAACUUAAGGAACUCACAGAGAUGUUUUUCAGAGUUUGCUCCAAGAAUGAGAAAGGCAACAGUGAUUUUACUGAGGUUGGUCCAAUAAAAGUAAAGGAUUAUAUCAUUCCACCAGAAGCAAACCUUGAGGACUAUCCUGAUGGAAAAGUGAGUGUGCGCAUUGGCCACAAUGUACAUAUUGAAUUGCCAUACAGAGGUAAACCAAGGCCAUCAGUACUCUGGCUGAAGGACAAUUUGCCACUGAAAGAGGGUGAUAAGAUUCGCUUCAAGAAGACAGAAAACAAGGCAACCCUUAUAAUAAAGAAUGUGGAAAAAGAGAAUGGUGGUAAAUAUACUCUUACACUUGACAACACAUUCUGUAGGAAAUCAUUCCAUAUACAAGUCAUUACCCUUGGACCACCAUCAAGGCCCAUUGGACCCAUUCGUUUGGAUGAGGUGAGAGCGGAAAGUAUAAUGAUAUCUUGGGAUGAACCCAAUGAUGAUGGAGGUGGAGAAAUAACUUGCUACAGUGUUGAGAAACGUGAUACCUCUCAGACAGACUGGAAGAUGGCCUUUUCAAGUGUGUUAGGUACAUUGUUCAAGGUACCUAAUUUAAUCAAAGGAGUUCAAUAUCAGUUCCGGGUUUCUGCAGAGAAUAGGUAUGGUGUAAGUGAACCCCUUGUUUCACAAAAUGUCAUUGCCAAGCAUGAGUUCAGACCACCAGGUCCACCAGGAAUGCCAUUUGUCUACAAUGUCACCAAUGAUGGUAUGACUAUUCAGUGGGAUAAACCUAUUUUUGAUGGUGGCUGUCCAGUGCUGGGGUACCAUGUUGAAAAGAAGGAGACAAACAGCAUCAUAUGGCAUAAGGUCAAUACAGUCUUGGUGACUGCAAAGGAAUACAGGGUUCUGGGCCUUAUUGAAAGUCUGCAAUAUCAGUUCAGGGUCUACGCUCAAAAUGAUGCUGGUUACAGCCGGAUGAGUGAUGAGAGCAAACCAGUCAUGGCUGUUUCUCCUGUUGAUCCUCCUGGUACUCCUGAUUAUGUUGACGUUACAAGUGAAUCUGUGAAACUGAAAUGGGACGCACCCAAACGAGAUGGUGGAAGCAAAAUUGUUGCCUACAAUGUUGAGAAGCGUCAAGGACAGGGUCGCUGGUUGAAGACCAACUUUACAGAUGCGACUGAGACUGAGUUUAUAGUGACUGGACUAACUUGUGGUGAGAGAUAUGAAUUCAGGGUUAUAGCAAGAAAUGCCAUUGGCACUAUGAGCCCACCUUCUCAGUCUUCUGGUUAUGUUCUCAUCAGAGAUGAGAGUGUCACUCCAAACAUUGAAUUUGGUCAGGAGUACUUCGAGGGAGUUUCCAUAAAAGCAGGGGAAAGCAUUAGGCUUAAAGUCUCAAUUACAGGAAGACCAACACCCAAAGUCACAUGGUUCAGGGAUGAGAUAGAAUUAAAUAAAAAGAUGGUAGAUAUCACAACAAUUGCUGGAUCAAGCACCCUUUUUAUCAGAGAUGCUGACCGCUCUCAUCGUGGUGUGUACACUGUAGAAGCGAAGAAUCUCUGUGGAACCAAGAAGGAGCAAAUGAAAGUUGAAGUCUUUGAUACACCUGGAGAACCUGUUGGACCAGUCCUCUUCACUAAUAUCUCAGACGGCAAAGUAACACUUUCAUGGAAUCCACCAGAGAAUGAUGGCUGCUCUGAAGUCACUCAUUACAUUAUUGAGAAGCGUGAGACCUCCAAAAUUUCCUGGUCACUAGUCACAGAUGAGUGUAAGGAGUGUACAUACAAUGCAAGCAAACUUCUCAAGACCAAUGAGUACCAGUUCCGUGUUUCUGCAGUCAACAGAUUUGGUGUCAGUAGACCACUGGACUCUGUUCCUGUUAUUGCCCAAAUGCAGUACACCACUCCAGACUCUCCUGGAACUCCUGAUGCAACAAAUGUUGAUGGAGAGAGUAUUACAAUCAGCUGGGCUCCACCAACAAGUGAUGGUGGAAAUCCAAUUAAAUAUUACAUUGUUGAACGACGUGAGAAGAAGACUGGGCGCUGGCAGAAGAUUUUAACUAGGAAACCCAUUACUGAGUCUGCCCACAGAGUAACACAUCUCACUGAGAAUGUGGAAUAUGAAUUCCGAGUUUAUGCUGUUAAUGAUGCUGGAGUUGGAGCUCCAAGCAAUAUUUCAAUACCAAUUAAAUGUGCAGAGCCAACUGAAGUACCUGAUGGUCCUUCAAUUAUAAAUGUCACUGAUACCUCCAAUACAUCUGUCAGUCUGGAAUGGACCAGGCCUGGCUAUGAUGGUGGCAUGGAGGUCCAGGGUUACAUUAUUGAGAUGUGCAAGGCAUCUGAAAAAGAAUGGCAUAGAAAUAAUGAGGAUCUUUGUACUGUCACAAAGUAUACUGCCACUAAUUUGGAAACUGGUGCAGAAUACAAGUUCCGCAUUGUGGCACUCAAUGCUGUUGGAAAGGGUGAAGCAAAAGAGAUGAGUGAACCAGUGCAAGCUGUGGAUAAACUAACUGCACCAGAGAUUGACAUUGAUGCAAGUUUCCAGCAGACGCAUAUUGUAAAGAGUGGAGGCCGUGCAUCUCUUCGCAUUUCUUUCAAAGGAAAGCCAGCACCUACUGCCUCAUGGAUAAAGGUGGAUGGAGAACUUGGAGUUAUGGCAGAUGUAACUACCUCCGAGACCUUCACUUGUUUGACACUGGAUAAUUGUACACGAAAUGACAGUGGGAAAUACACACUCACACUUGAAAAUAGCAGUGGUAACAAAUCUGUAACUUUUACAGUUAAAGUUUUAGACACACCUGGAGCCCCAGGUGCUCUUAUGUUCAAAGAUGUCACAAGAGGAGCUCUUACUCUUAUAUGGGAGCCCCCAGUCAAUGAUGGUGGUGCACGUGUUCAUCACUAUAUUGUAGAGAAGCGUGAAGCCAGCCGUCGUACAUGGACAGAGGCAGCACCUAAGUGUACUCAGACAAGUUUAAGAAUUUCUGAGCUCUUGGAAGGAGUACCAUACUUCUUUAGGGUUAUGGCAGAAAAUCAAUAUGGUCUCGGUGAGGCUUAUGAAAUGCCUGAACCAAUUGUUGCCACAGCAGAACCAGCUCCACCAAAGAGACUGGAUAUAACUGAUACCACUGAUACAACCGUUACCCUUGCCUGGCUAAAGCCUGAACAUGAUGGUGGUAGUCGUGUCACAGCUUACUCUGUUGAGACCAAGGCAAAGGGAACAGAUAAAUGGGUUGUUGGUGGCACUACCAAAAACCUAACCCUUGUAGUUGAGGGGUUAACCGAAGGAACAGAGUAUGAGUUCCGUGUCAAAGCUAAGAAUGAUGCAGGUUUCAGUUUACCCAGAGAGGCAUUCUCCUCUGUUGUUGUUAAAGAGCCCCGUAUUGAGCCAACUGCAGAUCUCAGUGGCAUCACCAAUCAACUUAUCACUUGCAAGACUGGCAGUUCAUUUGAGAUUGAUGUCCCAAUAAGCGGCAGACCAGCUCCAAAUGUUAUUUGGAAGCUUGAAGAGAUGAGGCUAAAGGAAACUGACCGAGUAUCAAUCAAGAUAACCAAGAACAGGACAACUUUGAAAGUUAAAGAGAGCAUGCGAGGUGAUGGAGGAAGGUACUUCCUUACCCUUGAGAAUGUCGCAGGGGCUAAGACCUUUACUAUCACUGCCAAUGUUAUCGGCAGACCCAGUCCUCCAGAGGGGCCUAUUCAGAUUUCUUCAAUUACAGCUGAGUCCUGUAUACUAUCAUGGAAUGUUCCUGAGGAUGAUGGUGGAACUGACAUAACUAAUUACAUUGUCGAAAAGCGUGAAUCGGGAUCUACUGCCUGGCAGCUUGUGAACUCGAGUGUGAAGCGUACAUCUUUCCAUGUCUCUCAUCUGAUGAAGUACAUGCAGUACACUUUCCGUGUCUGUGCUGAAAACAGAUUUGGAGUGAGCAAACCAACUGAAUCUGAGACCAUUGUUGCAGAGCAUCCAUUUGUUCCACCAGGGCCUCCAACUAGACCAGAAGUGUUUGCUGUUACUGCUAACAGCAUGAGCAUCCGUUGGGAAGAGCCAUAUCAUGAUGGAGGCAGUAAGGUCACUGGUUACUGGAUUGAGAAGAAGGAGCGCAACACUAUUCUUUGGGUCAGAGAGAACACUGUUCCAUGCUUUGACUGUUACUACAAAGUCGAUAGCCUUAGUGAAGGUCUUGAAUACCAGUUCAGAGUAUAUGCAAUGAACAGUGCUGGCCUUAGUAAAGCAAGUGAAGCAUCAAAAAGAGCUGUUGCACAAAAUCCAGUUGAUCCCCCAGGCAAGCCAGAAGUGACCAAUGUAUCAAGAUCAACUGUUUCAAUUAAGUGGUCUGUGCCACUGAAUGAUGGUGGCAGCCAAAUUGUAGGUUACAUUGUUGAGCGCAAGCCUUACACUGUUUCUGGAGAAGGCCGCUGGCUGAAGUGUAAUUACACUAAUGUUAUUGAUACAAACUUCACAAUUACUGCACUGGAAGAAGGAGAGGUAUAUGAGUUCCAUGUAAUCGCUAAGAAUGCCAUUGGAGUGUUCAGCUUGCCAUCAGUGUCAACAGGAGCUGUCACUUGCAAGGCAGAAUACACUCCUCCCAAAGCAGAAUUGGACAGCAAACUUCUUGUGGACACAGUUACAGUCAGAGCAGGAUCAGACCUUGUUCUGGAUGCUGCUGUUGGUGGCAAACCAGAUCCAAAAGUCUCAUGGGCAAAGGGAAAUAAAGAACUGGACCACUGUGAGAAAUACUGUUUACAAUAUUCUAGCACCCGUGCUUUAGCAAUCAUCAAGUUCUGUGAUAGAGAUGAUACUGGGAAGUAUGUUCUGACAGUUAAGAAUGCCAGUGGAACCAAAACAGCUGAAGUCUGUGUAAAGGUGCUUGAUACACCUGGUCCAUGUCAGGAGAUAAAAGUAAGCAAUGUGACUGAGGACAAAUGCAAAGUGUCCUGGAAAGAGCCACUAGAGGAUGGUGGUGACCCCAUUACACAUUACAUUGUGGAGAGAAGGGACACCAACAGACUCAACUGGGUCAUCGUGGAUGCUGAAUGCAAGGCCCUCACAUGUAUCGUUACCAGACUUUUCAAGAACAAUGAAUAUAUCUUCCGUAUCACAGGUGUAAACAAGUAUGGGGCAGGUGUGGCAUUGCAAUCUUCACCCAUCUUUGCUAGAAACACAUUCACUAUCCCAUUGUCUCCAGGACCACCAGAAAUCCUUGCUGUUGGAAAAGACUUUGCAACCAUUGAGUGGCUGAAACCUGAGAAUGAUGGUGGUAGUGAAAUUACAAACUAUUUGAUUGAGAGGAAGGAGAGGAAGAGUAUCAGAUGGGUUAAGGUCAACAGAGAUUCUGUACUCAGAGACACAACCUUCAAGGUUACAGGCCUACAAGAGGGCAACAUUUACCAGUUCCGUGUUACGGCCAUGAAUGCUGCUGGGGACAGUGAGCCUAGUGAGGUAUCCAUGUAUGCUGUCUGCAGAGUACCAACAGGGAAACCAGACGCUCCGUCCAUUCCACGUGUAACAGACACACACAAGGACAGCAUUAGUCUUACCUGGGCAAGGCCAGUGGAAGAUGGUGGUGCUGACAUUAUUGGUUACAUCCUUGGAAUGCAAGAAGUAGGUACAGAAGAAUGGACCAAGACCCAUGAGAAGACACUUAGAGGCACAGAGCACACAAUAACCGGUCUUACCACUGGCAAAAAGUACUGUUUCAGAGUUGCUGCAGUUAAUGUGAAUGGUACAGGAGACUUCAGUGAUCCAUGUACAGAAGUGGAGCCUGUUGAAAGAAUUGAAACUCCUGACCUUGAGAUUCCUGAUGAUCUACGGAAGACAAUUUGUCUGAGGGCAGGAAGCUCUCUGCGACUUCAUGUAUCUAUCAUUGGAAGACCAUCUCCAGUCAUUACCUGGAGCAAACCUGGGGUGGAUCUCCAGAUCCGUGGCUUUAUUGAAGUUAGUAAUACUGCCACAACUCUGAUUAUUGACAAGGUACACCGCUAUGAUGCUGGAAAAUACACCCUUGAAGCUGCUAAUUCAGCUGGAAAGAAGGAUGCUAGCAUUCUUGUUAAGAUCUAUGAUACUCCUGGUCCACCAGGCCCAAUUAAAGUUAAGGAGCUCACAAAAGAGUCUGCUUACAUUGCCUGGGAUGCUCCUGAGGUUGAUGGUGGUGCACCCAUUAACAAUUACAUAAUUGAGAAAAGAGAAUCAUCAACAAGAGCCUACAAAACAGUGACUUCCAAAUGCAACAAAACUUCAUACAAAAUUACAGGCCUUGCAGAAGGAAUGCUCUACUAUUUCAGAGUCUUGCCAGAAAACAUCUAUGGAAUAGGUGAACAUUGUGAGACACCAGAUGCUGUGCUGGUGUGUGAAGUACCUUUGCCUCCAGCAAAACUUGACAUUGUAGAUGUCACAAAGUCGUCCGUAACUCUUGGAUGGGAGAAGCCUGAACAUGAUGGAGGCAGCAGGAUAACCGGCUACAUUAUUGAAGCUUGCAAGGCUGGUACAGAAAAAUGGAUGAAGGUUGCCACUUUGAAAUUAACAGACUUUGAGUUCACUAUUGAGAAACUGAAUGAAAAUGAGCAGUACCUCUUCAGGGUACGUGCUGUCAACAGCAGAGGAAUUGGUGAGCCCAAAGAAACAGUUACGGCUGUGACAGUACAAGAACAAAGAGUAAUGCCAAAGGUUGAUCUAUCAAGAAUUCCACAGAAGUUGAUCAGUGUUUUGGCUGGCAAACCUCUUGAACUUAAUUUGCCAAUCAUUGGACGACCACCUCCUGUUUGCUCAUGGUUCUUUAGUGAAAAUAAAUUAAAGAUAAAGGAACGUGUGAAAAUUCAGUCAACUGCAAAAUGCUCUAAGUUAACUGUUCUUGACACCACAAUUGAUGAUACUGGAGAGUAUACCCUUGAAGUGAAGAAUAUUACAGGAGUGACAACAGAAAAAAUAAAGGUCAUCAUCCUUGACAAACCUGAUCCACCUAAUGGACCCGUUCGAUUUGAUGAGGUUGAUGCAUCCUCAGUUACCGUGAGCUGGGAUCCACCGGAAAGAGAUGGAGGUGCUCCUAUCAGUAAUUAUGUUGUCGAACAACGUGAUGCUCAUCGUCCAGGAUGGAUACCUAUCUCUGAAUCAGUCAGCAGACCAACCUUUAAAUUUGAUAGACUGACAGAGGGAGAUGAAUAUGUCUUCCGCGUUGCAGCAGUCAAUCGCUACGGUACUGGAGACUUCUUGCAGUCUGAUGUUGUCGAGUGCAGGAGUUCCAAAUCCAUUCCUGGGCCACCAGGUAGACCGAUAGUAUUUGAUGUGUCUCGUGAUGGUAUGACUGUUGCCUGGGAGCCACCAGAUGAGGAUGGUGGCCUAGAGAUAUCUGGCUACAUCAUUGAGCGCAAGGAGGUCAGAGCUGACAGAUGGGUGCGGGCUAAUAAGAACCCUGUGACAAUGACAAGAUACAGAUCCACUGGUCUUAUUGAGGGCCUGGAAUAUGAGCACAGAGUGACAGCCAUCAAUGCUAGAGGUGUUGGUAAACCUAGUUUUGUCUCCAAGCCAGCAGUGGCAACUGAUCCAGUUGAUCCACCUGGUUCACCUCAGAACCCAAGAGUCACUGACACCACAAAAACAUCUGUGUCUUUGGCUUGGAAUCCACCUGAUGAGGAGGGUGGAUCUAAGGUUACUGGUUAUCUGAUUGAGAUGCAGAAGGUUGGUUCUGUACCCUGGAUCAAGUGCAAUACCACACCAACAAUGAUUUGUGAAUACACUCUGACUAGAAUGCCACAAGGGGAGGAGUUCAAAUUCAGAGUCUUGGCCUGUAAUGCUGGUGGACCUGGUGAACCCGCUGAAGUGCCAGGAACAAUCAAAGUAACAGAAAGGCUUGAACCACCAAGUCAUGACCUUGAAGCUAAGUACAAAGAUGUCUUUAUUGUCAGACAUGGAGCAGUCAUCAGACUUUCAGUUCCAAUCAAAGGGAAACCAACACCUGUUUGCAAGUGGACAAAGGAUGGUUCUGAGAUUUCUAACCGUGCAAUGAUUGCCUCCAGUGAAGAUGUUACUGAGCUUGUUAUCAAGGAUGCUGAAAAUUCUGACUCUGGUAUAUAUGCUCUUCAUCUUGAAAACAAAUGUGGGAAAAAGAUGGUUCAGAUCAAAGUUAAGGUUAUUGGCCGUCCAUCAGCCCCUGAAGGCCCUCUUGAAUUUGAUGAUAUACAGUCUCAUUCUGUAAGAGUGAGCUGGAAACCACCAAAAGAUGAUGGUGGCUCAGAAAUCCUUGGCUAUAUUGUGGAGCGACGUGAGGCAACAAAGGCAGCCUGGUACACUCUAGACUCACAAGUGGUUGACACAUCCCUAGUGGUUAAAGGAUUACACGAAUAUGCUGAGUAUCACUUUAAGGUGACAGCAGAGAAUAAGUUUGGUAUCAGCAGCUCCCUUAAAACUGAACAACCUAUUGUACCAAAGACUCCAAUUUGUGUACCAGAAGCUUCAGGUACACCACCGGAGAUCAUGGAUGUCACAAAGAGUUCUGUUGCUUUGGCUUGGACAAAGCCUAAAGAUGAUGGUGGAUCUCAGAUCACCGGAUACUUCAUCGAGUACAAAGAGGUAUCAUCUGAUAAGUGGGUUCGUCAUGAGACAAAGGUGAUUUCCACCAUGUACACCCUUACUGGACUCACUACUGAUGGAGAAUAUCAGUUCCGUGUGAUUGCUGUAAAUGACAUUGGAGAGAGUGUACCUGGACCUGCAUCAGAUUCUGUUAUAUGUAAAGAUCCAUUUGACAAACCAAGUCAACCAAGUGAGAUAGACACUGUGACUGUAACUAAGGACUACAUCACAAUUUGCUGGGAAGCUCCUGAAUGUGAUGGUGGAAAGCCAGUUCUUGGUUACUGGAUUGAGUACAGAAAGUCAGGGGAGAGCACCUGGAAGAAAUGCAAUAAGGAAUGUUCAAAGGACAAACAAUUUACUCAGGAUGCUUUGCAAGAGGCCACAGAGUAUGAAUUUAGAGUGUUUGCAGAAAAUGAAACUGGUAUUAGCAGACCCCGCAGGACUGCAACAGGAAUCAAAACUAAACUGAGUGUUGGAACUAUACCUGCUCUCAGAAAAGAGAUCGAUGAAGUUACUGCCAAGCUUGGUCAGACUGCCAUCCUAAAAUGCCAGAUUAUAGGAAGGCCUGUUCCAGAAAUUAAAUGGUACAAAGGUGGAAAGGAAAUCAGAGAAGGUCGAAAAUACACUGCAACUUCUGAUGGCCGCAACCAUACACUGACCAUCUCAACAGACCAACAGGAAGAUGAGGGCUUGUACACUUGCAAAGGUGUUAAUGAAGCUGGAGAGUGUGAGACCAGUGGGACCUUGGUUCUGGAAGCAGCACCGAAUUUUCCCAUCCCGUUAAAAGACAAAAUCUUUGCAGGAUGUGGUACCACUGUACGUAUUCAUGCUGUAUACAUAGGUCGCCCAGAGCCCAAGAUCAUGUGGCUGCAUGGUGCAAAACCAAUGGAACCCUCUGAGAAUGUCAUGAUUGAAAACACAGAGCAUUACACUCAUUUGAUUUUGAAGAAUGUUCAGCGCAGGGUGAAUGGUGGACAGUACAGAAUCAGGAUCAAUAACCACUUUGGUUCUGCAGAUACUGUAACUCAUCUGGAAAUUCUAGACAAACCUUCCAUGCCUGAAGGUCCUAUUGUUCUUGAUGCUUUAUUGAAGAAUUCUGUAAUCAUUAGUUGGACUGCACCAAAAGAUGAUGGUGGAUCAAUGAUCACAAACUACAUUGUGGAGAAACGUGAAGACAAAGAAGGCUCAGAGUGGCAUCUUGUGACAUCAUCUGUCACAGGCAUCUCAUGCCGUAUUCCCAACCUUGUGGAAAAUGAAGGUUACUUCUUUCGUGUUUCAGCACAAAACCGUUAUGGCAACAGUGAACCACUGGAAACUCCAUCUGCUAUUCUUAUCAAGAGUCAGUUAGAUAAACCAGGAACACCAAUGAAACCCAUUGUAUCUGGUGUGACCAAGAAUUCCUGCGUUGUGUCUUGGAAACCACCUCUUAGUGAUGGAGGAUCCAAAAUCAAGAACUAUCGUCUUGAGAAACAAGAUAAGAAGAAGGGUGAAUGGGUCCCUGUAACCACUGAUGAAAUCCACCAGACAGUUUUCUCAGUUAAGCGACUUACAGCAGGUGUUGAGUACAUUUUCCGUGUGAAAUGUGAAAAUCUUGGUGGAGAAAGUGAAUACAGUGAAGAGUCUGACCCAGUUGUUCCAAAGACAGAUGUUGAAGUCCAUGCUCCUGCAUUUAAAGAAGACCUCAGGAACUUGAGUGUGAAAUACAAGAGCACUGCAACAUUUGUUUGCAAGAUAGCGGGACAGCCAAAACCUGUGAUUAAAUGGUUCAAGCGUGGCAAAGAAAUUCAGGCAGAUGGAACUAAAAUCAAGAUCCAAGAAUUUAAAGGUGGUUAUCAUCAGCUUGUCAUUGUUAAUGCUGAUGAGGAAGACUCAACUGUCUAUCAGAUCAGAGCAACAAACCAGGGAGGAUCUAUUUCUGCCACUGUUUCUCUGGAUGUUGAAAUUCCUGCAAAGAUUAAUUUACCUAAAAACUUGCAAGAUAAAGAAGCAAUUUGUGCUCUCCGUGGUGAAGUGGUGAACAUCAAGAUUCCAUUCAGUGGAAAACCAGAUCCAGUUAUCACAUGGCAGAAGGGACAAGACCUUAUUGAUAAUAAUGGCUAUUAUCAAGUUAUCGUCACAAGAUCAUUCACAUCUCUGGUGUUCUCAAAUGGAGUUGAAAGAAAAGAUGCUGGUUUCUAUAUUGUCUGUGCGAAGAAUAGAUUUGGCAUUGACCAGCAAACAGUUGAGCUUGAUGUUGCAGAUGUGCCUGAUCCACCUCGUGGUGUCAAAGCUUGUGAUGUGUCUAGAGAUUCUGUAUCAUUGGAUUGGGUGGCACCUGCUAGUGAUGGCGGAAGUAGAGUUACAAACUACAUUGUAGAGAAGUGUGCUACCACAGCAGAGAGAUGGAUCCGUGUUGCCCAGUCACGUGAUGCUCGUUACACUGUCACAAAUCUGUUUGGAAAGACAAGCUACCAGUUCCGUGUAAUAGCUGAAAACAAAUUUGGUCAGAGUGCACCAUCUGAGCCAAGUGGACCUGUUGUGACAAAGGAAGACAAAUCAAGAGUUCUUAACUAUGAUGAGGAAGUUGAUGAUACUAGACCAGUUUCUGUGGGUAAAGUUCCCCAUUCACAGUCUAAGAAUUUACACAACAAAUACAUGAUUGCCGAAGAGCUUGGUCGUGGAAAGUUUGGCAUUGUUCAUCGCUGUGUUGAAAUCAGCUCUGAAAAGACAUUCAUGGCCAAAUUCGUCAAGGUGAAAGGUGCUGAUCAAGCAAUAGUAAAGAAAGAAAUUGCAACUCUUAACAUAGCCCGCCAUAAGAAUUUCCUGUUACUCCAUGAAUCAUUUGACAGUCCUGAAGAACUGGUCAUGGUCUAUGAGUUCAUUUCAGGAGUUGACAUAUUUGAACGGAUUAAUACACCUUCCUUUGAACUCAAUGAACGUGAAAUUGUUAACUAUAUGAAACAGAUUUGUGAAGCUCUUGAGUAUCUACACAGCAAGAGUUAUGGUCACUUUGAUAUCAGGCCUGAGAAUAUUGUGUAUACCACAAGAAGAGGAACCACUGUAAAGAUCAUAGAACUGGGACAAUCUAGACAUCUCACUCCUGGAGAACAAAUCAAGAUUCAGUACACAACAGCUGAAUAUUCAGCACCAGAAAUCCAUCAGAAUGAGAUGGUCAGCACUGUGACAGACAUGUGGUCUGUGGGUGUCCUAGUGUAUGUACUUCUCAGUGGACUCAAUCCUUUCAUUGCUGAAACUAAUCAGCAAAUGAUUGACAACAUCUCUAAUGCUGAGUACAGCUUUGAUGAUGAGUCCUUCAAAGAGGCAAGUGUUGAGGCAUUAGAUUUUAUAGACCGUCUGCUUACUAAAGAUCGUAAACAUCGUAUGACUGCUGCAGAAGCUUUGAAUCAUCCUUGGCUGACAAAGAGCACAGAAGAGCUUAGCACUAAGUCAAUCAAGACCACAAGACACAAGCGAUACUACCAAGCUAUAGUGAAGAAAGAGUGGAACACUGUUGUCUCAUCUGCUCGCAUUGCUAGUGGUGGUGCUAUCAGAAGUCAAAGAGGUGUAACAGUUGCCAAAGCAAAGAUUGCACCAUUUGAGCAUGGCCCAAUUGCUGGGCAAAUUAAACACAAUGCUAGUGAUGAAGGCGAUGAUGUCAAAUUUAUUUGCAACAUUGAGAAUUAUGAUAGCAAUACUGAAACUACCUGGUAUUGUGGAGUCAGGCAACUUGAAGAAGGUGCUAGAUAUGAAAUUACUUAUGAAGAGGGGCUUGCUACAAUAACUAUCAAGGGCAUUACCAGAGCAGAUGAUGGAACAUACAGAUGCAAAGUAGUUAAUGAGUAUGGUGAGGACAGUGCAUAUGCAGAGCUCUUUGUCAAAAGUGUCAGAGACUAUCGUAGCUUCUACACUGCACGUGUUGUAAAGAAAGUAAAACGCAGAAUAGACACAGCCAGGCUUCUUCAAAGACCUCCAGAGUUCACACUUCCAUUGUGCAACCGUACAGCUUACAUUGGUGAGAGUGUUCGCUUUGGUGUCACCAUCACAGUUCACCCUGAACCUCGUGUCAUGUGGUUGAAAUCUGGACAGAAGAUUUCGCCAGGAGAUGAUGACAAGAAAUAUACAUUUAUCAGUGACAAGGGCCUGUAUCAGUUAGUAAUUCACAAUCUUGACCCUGAUGAUGAUGCUGAGUACUCUGUUGUGGCACGCAACAGGCAUGGCGAUGACAGCUGCAAGGCUCGUCUCACAGUAAUUCCUCGCCCUGCACCUGCUGAUAAUACCGUGAGACCCAUGUUCAAGCGCCUGCUGGCCAACUUGGAGUGCAGAGAGGGUCAGAGUGUACGCUUCGAGAUAAGAGUAUCAGGUUCACCAUCACUGAAAUGGGAGAAGGAUGGCACACCUUUGGCAUUCGGUCCACAAAUUGAAGUUGUUCACGAGGGCUUGGAUUACUUUGUUUUACAUAUCAGAGACACUCUUCCAGAGGAUUCUGGUACAUAUAGGGUCACAGCAACCAAUUCAGCUGGUUCUGCAAGUUGUCAAUCCACACUAAAAGUUGAACGUGUAACACAUGUCAAGAAGGACUUUGAGAGUGAGGAGGAAAAGAAAAAGAAACAAGCUCUUGACAAGCAGCAAAUUGACAAAAAAGUACGCCUAACACAGAUUCUUGCUGGUGCAGAUGUAACCCCACUUACUCCUGUUGCAAAAGAGGCAUUGAGAGAGGCUGCAUCUAUGUUCAUACCAGUGGAAACCAGGAAAGAAAAGACUGAAGCUGAAGAAGCAAAAGAAAGAGAAGAAAGAAAGAAGAGAGCAGAGGAAAAGAGAUUAAGAAUGCCAUAUAUUAUUCCUCCACCUCGUGUUCGUGCUCCUACUGCUCUUGAGGAAGACAUGGAAAUAAAACACUUUAAACCAUUUUCUGACAUGAAGUGGUACAAGAAACUACGAGACCAGUAUGAGUUCCCUGAGCCAACGGAGAAGCUUCCUCAGAAGAGACUUAAGCGUAUCCGACUGUCAAGGUGGGAACAAUUCUAUGAAGUGCCUCUGCCAAGAAUAAAAGACCAGUACAAGCCAAAAUGGCAUAUCCCAGCUGUUUCACAGGAUGACUUGGAAACUGUAAGACCAGCAAGGCGUCGUACACCUUCUCCAGAAAUGGAAACUUACUACAGAAUAAGAAGACGCUCUCUUGGUGAUCUUUCUGAUGAGGAACUGCUUCUUCCUGUUAAUGAAUACCUGUCAAUGAAAAGAACUGAGGAGGAAAGACUCAGACUUGAGGAGGAACUUCAACUGGGCUACUCUGCUUCUCCACCAAGUCUAAGCCCUGUACGAUUUGAACUUUCUGCUUUGCGUCAUCCUUCACCAAAGAAGACUGAAUAUGAUGGAGAGGAAGAAGUAGAGGCAGUUCCAAGAUAUGACUCCUAUCGUAUUCCCUCAAAGUAUGAGUCUGGCCCAAGCUACAUUAGUCUUCGUCAGCGACAUGAUAAGGCAACAUAUAGACCUCCAAAAGAAAAGCAAAGGAUGUAUGAAGAAAAGGAGGAUCAAGAGCUGCUCAGAUCAGUCACAACCUCCACAAGGAUAACCUCCUACAAGAGUCAACUAAAACACAUGGAGUUUGAGGAAAAAACACGAAUCUCUAGAAAAGAGAAAACAAAAGUUUCAGUUCCAGUGGUGGUUGAGGGAGCUGCAGUUGACUUAUCUGAUUUGACCCUCAGUUCAUUUUCACCAGGUUAUGUUAAAGUGAAGCGCCCUACAGUGGUGAAGGCAGUAGAAGCAACAGUCAGACCUCCAACACCGGAGCAAACACAUCCACGCUCUCUAAGCCCUGUUUCUACUGAGAAAGUAGUCUUAACACAAGAGCUGUCCACAAAAGUUGAUUACAUACAACGGUAUGAAGCAAGAAAGAGGGCUCUGAAAACUGAGAAAAAGUUUGAAAUGGUGACACAGCAACCAUUUAGCCUCGACCAUACACCAAGGGUCACUGUACGAAUGCGCUCUCACCGUGUAGGAGUUGGUCAGAAUACAAAAUUCACAUUAAAUGUCCAAUCUAAACCAGAUGCCCACAUCCAGUGGUAUCACAAUGGCCAGCCUAUUCAAGAAAGGAAAAAGUACCACAUGUAUAAUAUGAGUGGGGUUCUUUCUCUACAAAUCAUUGACUGCCAAGAAGAAGACAGUGGCACAUACCGUGUUGUCUGCAUGAAUGCAAAGGGAGAAGCCUCAGACUAUGCCACUCUUGAAGUUUCUGGAGGUGGAUUUGCUGCAUAUACAUCUCAGCGCAAAGAUGAGGAACCUCCAACUCCCUUUGUACCUGAGAUGACAAAAACAGAUGUUUAUCAUGUGUCAUCAAAAAAGGCAGCUGCAGUCUCAGAGACACAAGUUUCAGAGACAGUAACUGAAAUAAAAACAGAACUAAAAUCAGAAACGACAGAAAUUGUCGUACAUGAGCAUAAAUCAUCUGAAAUACUUCAAGCCAUGGAAGUAAAAACAGUGGAAGAAGCUUCAGUAGAGAUAAAGGAACCCCAAAGAACAACACUUCCAGCAACAAUUCUGACAAAGCCACAGUCACUCACAGUAUCUGAGGGAGAAACAGCUAAAUUUACAUGCGAUGUGGAUGGAGAACCAGCACCCAGUAUAACUUGGAUGAGGGAGAAACAAACCAUUGUGUCAUCACACCGUCAUCAUGUAACAACAACAGAAUACAAGUCUACAUUUGAAAUCUCCCAAGUUGAAAUCUCAGAUGAAGGUAACUAUACACUGGCUGUGGAGAACUCCGAGGGUAAACAAGAGGCACAGUUCACCCUGACAGUUCGCAAACCAACACCUGUGCAGAAAGUUGUUGCUUCUCCUCCAAGAGUGAAAUCUCCAAUCUCUCCUCGUGUAACAUCACCUGGGGGAAUAAAAUCUCCACCAAGAAUUAAAUCACCUGAGCCAAUCAGGUCACCACACAGGGUUAAGUCCCCUCUCAUAGCAAAAUCACCAACACCAACAUCCAAACCUACAUUCUCAGCAGGAUUAAAUGACAUCUCAGUUUCGUCAGAUGCCACUGUCAAGAUGACAGUGAAAGUGACUGGUGAACCUAAACCAGUGAUCUCAUGGACGAAAGACGGAAGGAGCGUGUCUCAGGGUGGCAAAUAUGAAAUAUUCGAGGAACAUGGUUCUGCACAUCUUGAAAUUUAUGACUCUGACGUCUCUGAUAGUGGUGUGUAUAAAUGCACUGCCACAAAUAGCGCUGGGUCAGUUACUUCAAGUUGCACUGUCACCAUUAAAGAAUCACUUAAAUCUGCAAAAGUUAUGGAAACAAAAGCAGAGCUCACAGAACAAACUGUGAAAAAGGACAUUGUCCAUCAAGAAGUUCAGUCUUUUACAGAAAUUAAAGCAUCCCAAACCAAAGUUACAUUUACUGAGGGUCAGGCUGUCACACUGAAAGCAAAUAUCCCUGGAGCUUCUGAUGUAAAGUGGAUUCUGAAUGGAGUGGAACUGGCCAAUUCAGCAGACUACAGACAUGGGAUUUCUGGGAAUGACCACACUUUGACCAUCAGAAAUGUCAGAUUGCGGGACAGUGGAAUCCUCACAUGUGAGGCAAAAACUGAACAAGGCUUGAUCAAGUGCCAGUUUGACACCAAAAUCAGUGAAAAGCGCUCAGAUGCACCAAAAUUCCUAGAGCAACCACGAUCCCAGAAUGUAAAUGAGGGACAGGAUAUCAUAUUCUCUUGUGAAAUAACAGGAGAUCCUACUCCUGAAAUUGAAUGGCUCAAGGACAAUUCAGUGUUAUCUGUUACAUCAAAUAUGAAAUUGAGCCGCUCUAAAAACGUGUAUAAACUUGAGAUUCAGAACGCUACUCUUGAGGAUAGUGGAAAAUACACAGUAAAGGCCAAGAACCAAUUUGGACAGUGUUCUGCAACAGCAUCUCUUAAUGUUCUUACUCUGGUUGAAGAACCUAUGAAAAUGAUAGUAGUGGAGAAAAGCUCGUAUGAUGCAGGUUUGGCAGGUGGCUACACUGCCUUGCAUAUGGCUUCAUCAAUGCAGGAGGCAGCCUUCAGUAGUUCCAGCAUGGCUCAGGUUAAACUUCAAAGCAUGUCAGCAGCUAGCAUGACCUCCAUGACAUCUGAAACAAUGGUAGCCAUGAGUUCGAGCAGUAUGAUGGAAAUGUCCAGUCGGUCACAUGUUGUGGGGUCUUCUAUCAAAUCCAUUUCCCGUGGGCUCAAAGGUGUACCACCUAAAAUUGAAUCUGCUCCUCAAGAUAUUAGCAUUGAAUCAGGAAAAGUUCUGACUGUGGCCUGUGCUUUCACUGGAGACCCAGUUCCAAGUGUUGAGUGGUCCCAUUCAGGGAGGAUACUGUCCAAUAAAGAGAGGGGAAGGUUCCAGAUUGAGACCACUGAGGAUGUCACCACUCUCAUCAUUAGUGGCAUUAAAGAAAAUGAUGCUGGGGCAUACACCCUCAGACUUUCCAACGAACUUGGAUCCGAUUCUGCUACUGUCAACGUCAGCAUUCGAUCCAUGUAAAAAAAAAAGAUAAAAGUAAUCCAACCCACACCCCCUUUUCUUCCUUCGAUCUUUUUAUUUAUUGAAUGAAUAACAAUACUCUGUUCUAGAUAACGACCUGGAUCUCUGUUCUUGUAAAUAUGAACUAUUUUUUUUACCAAACUUGACAUUAAUUUAUGCCAAACUAGACUAAAGUCUAAAGUUGUUAUAAAAUGUGCCAUAUUGGAUAAUUAUGACUAGGAUUUUUGAACCAUUUUUCUGUGACAUGUACAUAAUGUAUAUAGCCGAAUUUAACGGUUAUGGAAAAUGUAUGAAUUGUUAUUUAUGACAAUAUUAACUGAAACAAAUGGAACUAAAUGUUUAACAGGAGAAAGUUUCUCUUGAAACGAAUACCCUGUAAAACCUGAAACAAAACUCUGUGCCUCAACAAAAAGUUGAAGUCUUAAGAUUGCCUCAACAGGUAGAGAGGCUCCCUGUUGAAGUUCUACUAAAUCGGAGACAAAGUUAUGCACUGUACAUCUGUGCAUGCAGUAUUGCAACACUCAAAUGAAUUUAUAACUUGACCAUAAGACCCUGAGUGCUGUUUGCAUCUUACCCUCAUGUAAGCAGCACAACUGGGCCUUGUGUUCAGACUGACUAUGUCAUACCACCAUUUUAAUGACAGGCUCAAAGUGCGAGCGGCCUGCACAUUGAGCUGAAGAUAAUGUUAUGUGCACAAGUUCUGGCAAAAGACUAUUUGAAUUUGAUUUUAUGAAAGUAACAUCACCUGGCCAUUAAUUUCUAAAUCAUUUCAGAUGCUUCUUUGCAGAAUUUGUGCCACCUCUUGGAGGAUUGCUAGGUUAUAUUUUGUGUGUUUGUGUGUUAGCGUGUGUGUGUGUUAGCUUUAGGAUCUCACAUUGUCAGCAGUCAGGGUAAUCAUCAAGCAAAGUACCACAGUGACUACAUCUGCUGUGCAAAGAAAAGAAAAAACAAUAAAUGAAAUGCCCUGCACUUUAAUUUAAUAGUAAUGAAUAUAUGUAGCAUUACUCAUUUUAAGCCUCCUUGAGUUUUAUGAAUUUCUGAUUUAAUAAAGCAUGAUUUCAGCACCAUGA
Molecule: messenger RNA, 86790 nt
Organism: Electrophorus electricus (electric eel)
Lineage: Eukaryota; Metazoa; Chordata; Actinopteri; Gymnotiformes; Gymnotidae
Source: RefSeq, a predicted model, not a curated record